CUCGGCCGACCAGCUGCCCUGAGCAGAGUCAGCGUUCCCAGCCUGGACGCCUCGGCUGGAGGGACUGCUGUUACGAGGAAAACUACAAAACUACACGGCGGCGUAGGCCUGUAGUUUUGUUUUUUUCUUUGGGGUUCCUUUGAGGCUCAACUGUUCCCCUUUUGGAUUUUCUGACUCCGUUUUCUGGAUAAAGAUUUUAGAUUUCCUGCUGAGCGCCCAAAUCUGGGCUUCCCAGGCAUCCUUGUCCAGACAAGGUGCCAGCCAACAUGUCAACACAAGCACCGACAUUCACACAGCCGCUACAGAGCGUCGUGGCACUUGAGGGUAGUGCCGCGACGUUUGAGGCUCAAAUUAGUGGUUCUCCAGUUCCCGAGGUGAGCUGGUUCCGCGAUGGCCAGGUUCUUUCCACCACCACUCUGCCAGGUAUACAGAUCUUGUUCAGCGAUGGCCGCGCUGUUCUGAGGAUUCCUGCUGUGAUGGCUGCACACAGCGGAAGGUUUUCUGUUAGAGCCACGAACGGAGCUGGACAAGCCACAAGCACCGCUGAACUCCUCGUUACAGUGGAGACGGCGCCUCCAAAUUUCCUUCAAAGACUUCAGAGUUUAACAGUGAGACAAGGCAGCCAGGUGAGGCUGGAUGUGCGAGUGACAGGAAUCCCAACACCAGCUGUGAAGUUCUACAGAGAAGGGGCCGAGAUUCAGAGCUCGGCCGACUUCAGGAUCCUCCAAGAUGGAGACCUGUAUACUUUGUUGAUCGCUGAAGCCUUCCCAGAGGACUCUGGGACAUAUUCUGUGACUGCCACCAACAACAGCGGACGGGCCACCUCCACUGCCGAAUUGCUAGUUCAGGGUGAGGAAGCUGUGCCAGCUAAGAAACUGAAGACUGUUUCCACAUCCCAAAUAUCGGCUUCCCAGAGCAGAGUACAGAGGGUGGAGACUAGUUUCCAGGCCUCCACUAAGAGGGAGAUCCAUGUAGGAGAAGGAAUGAUCACUCAGCAUUUGGCUCACAAAACCCCCCCACGGGUUCCUCCAAAGCCGACCUCCAAGUCCCCGCCGUCCUAUGUUUCCAAGGUGACGGCAGGACGUCAGCAGUCCCCUUCGCCUGUCAGACAUGUGAAAGGGCCAACACCGACACCUGUCAGACCAGUGUCUCCAUCCACCAAACUGUCUGUUUCUCCCAUCCGACCAGUCAAGUCUCCCAUCAUGACCAGGAAACAGGUAUCUACCUCUGCAGAGGUUCUGCCGCCCUGGAAACAGGGAGACUACGCGACUGAGGCGAGCUAUACCAGCAUGGCAAGCAUGACCGCUGUCAGCAGCACCACUCAGCUUCACAUGGAGAAGCACUGGGAGCAGCAGGUGGCUGCCACCAGAGAGGAGGUGGCUGCAGUGCCUACAAGAUCCCAGGAGCCUGUUGUUCCACCCACUCUUAUUGCUGGACUGAAGAACCUGACUGUGACCGAAGGUGAGUCAGUGACCUUGGAGUGCAAAAUCAGCAGUCACCCUUCCCCGGUCAUAAUCUGGUUCAGGGAGGACUACAAGAUCGAGAGCUCCAUUGACUUCCAGAUCAGCUACGAGCACGGAUUUGCCAGGCUGAUUAUUCGUGAGGCAUUUGCUGAAGACAGUGGCCGGUUUACCUGCACUGCCACCAAUGAAGCAGGAACUGUGAGCACCUCCUGCUACCUGCUUGUGAAAGUUUCAGAAGAAAUCGAAAGCAGAGAGGAAACAGCUGUCACAGAAAUUGCAAUCACACAAGAAAAAACUGUUGCAGCUGAAACAAAGCUGCAGACAGUGACAGAGUUGAGCGCAGGAGAACCUGCAGCUCCGUUCUUCAUCAAGAAACCCACUGUGCAGAAGCUAGUGGAGGGAGGAAGUGUUGUGUUUGAAUGCCAGGUUGGAGGAAAUCCAAGACCUCACAUUAUCUGGAAGAAGAAUGGCGUGCUGCUUACCACUGGAUACAGAUACAAAGUUGCCUACAAGGAAACUGGAGAAUGUAAACUGGAGAUCUCGAUGACCUUUGCUGACGAUGCCGGAGAAUACUCCAUCUUUGCUAAAAAUCCCCACGGAGAAGCUUCAGCUUCCACCAGCCUGUUGGAGGAAGAGGAAUAUGAAGCACAUAUGAAGCAGCACGAUGUAACAUAUAAAACUGAAGUGACUACGUCAGUGGUUCAGGAACCCUCCGUGGUCGUGAGUCAGUAUGAAUUGGAACAGAGGAGGACAAUAACCCCGAUGAGCUUUGUCUCAGAAACGGAAUUCCUCAUUUCAGCCUUUGAGGAGAGGAUAAUACAGAAGAUCGAACUGUGUAUCAUGACAAUUACUUACAGAGAGCUUGUGGCAGAGGACGGAGAGCUGGUAGUGACUAUAGCAGAUGAGGAGGCAGUGCAGCCAGCCUUUGACACACCAGUGAAAAACUACAGGAUCAUGGAGGGAGUGGGAGUCACUUUCCACUGCAAGAUGGUUGGAAAACCACUGCCAAAGAUUGCCUGGUACAAAGAUGGCCAGCGCAUCAGGCCCAGUGCGCGUUACCAAAUUGAAGUUCUUCAAGAUGGGCGAGCCAGUCUUCGUCUGCCUGUGGUGCUGCCAGAGGAUGAAGGCGUGUACACUGCUUUUUCCACAAACAUGAAGGGAAAUGCAGUCAGCUCUGGAAAGCUUUAUGUGGAGCCAUCCGAAGCUGUAACGCCGCAGAGAUACACACCACAGCCAGCAGUACAGAGGAUAAGAUCGACAUCUCCUCGUUCUCUGAGCCGCUCCCCAGGGCGUUCUUCCAGCCGAUCUCCUCGCCAGUCUCCUGCCCGUCGAUUUGACGAAACAGAUGAGGCUCAGCUUGAAAGACUAUACAAACCUGUAUUUGUCAUGAAGCCCUCCUCAAUAAAAUGUUCUGAGGGGCAAACUGCCCGAUUUGAUUUGAAAGUUGUUGGCAGGCCAAUGCCUGACACAUACUGGUUCCACAAUGGACAACAAGUGAUCAAUGAUAACACACACAAGAUAGUGAUUAAAGAGGAUGGUACUCAGUCCCUGAUCAUUGUCCCAGCCCUACCACAAGACUCUGGAGAGUGGACGGUUGUUGCUCAGAAUAGAGCUGGACGGGCAUCUCUCAAUGUAACUCUUACUGUUGAUGCUCAAGAAACCCUGGCACGUCCUCAAUUUGUUGAAAAGCUGAAAAACAUCACUGUAAAGCAGGGCACUCUGGUUGAGUUGGCUGUCAAAGCCAUUGGAAACCCCCUGCCAGACAUUGUGUGGCUGAAAAACAGUGACAUCAUCACCCCACACAAGCAUCCACAGAUAAAGAUUGAUGGCACCAAAGGAGAAGCCAAAUUCCAGAUUCCAUCUGCUUCAGGCUCAGACAGCGCCUGGUACACUGCUACAGCCAUCAACAAGGCUGGUAGAGACACCACUCGUUGCAGAGUCAAUGUUGAGGUGGACUUUGCUGCCCCUCAAACCGAGAGGAAGCUCAUUAUUCCUAGAGGAACCUACAAAGCUAAAGAGAUUGCAGCACCCGAGUUGGAGCCGCUUCAUUUGCGAUACGGCCAAGAGCAGUGGGAGGAGGGUGAUCUUUAUGACAAGGAGAAGCAACAGAAACCACAAUUCAAGAAGAAGUUGACAUCUAUCAGAAUGAAGUGUUUUGGACCAGCCCAUUUUGAGUGUAGACUCACUCCUAUUGGUGACCCCAAUAUGGUAGUGGAGUGGCUGCAUGAUGGCAAACCUCUGGCUGCUGCUAAUAGGUUGCAUAUGGUCAAUGAAUUUGGAUACUGCAGCCUUGAUUAUGAAGUUGCUUAUGCUAGGGACAGUGGUGUUAUUACUUGCAGAGCCACAAACAAAUGUGGAGUUGACCAGACCUCAGCCACCCUGAUUGUCAAGGAUGAGAAGGGACUUGUUGAGGAAACACAACUUCCUGAAGGCAGGAAGGGAGCAUAUAGGAUGGAUGAGAUUGAGCGCAUGGCUCCUGAGGGAGGACCUGCAGGAGUCGGCGCUGAUGAAGAAUCUGAAAAGACAAAACCUGAUAUUGUCUUGCUUCCUGAACCAGCAAGAGUGCUGGAAGGCAACAUUGCACGAUUCCGCUGCAGAGUAACUGGUUAUCCAGCACCAAAGGUUAAUUGGUACCUCAACGGACAACUUAUCCGCAAAAGCAAGAGAUAUAGACUCCGUUAUGAUGGUAUUUACUAUUUAGAGAUUGUUGACAUCAAGUCCUAUGACUCAGGAGAGGUUAGGGUGGUUGCUGACAAUCCUUUAGGAACAGCUGAGCACACAGUAAAGCUAGAGAUCCAGCAGAGGGAAGACUUUAGAACUGUCCUGCGUCGUGCACCAGAACCAAAACUUGCAGAGGCUACACACGAGCCUGGCAAGAUUGGAUUUGAUAUUGUGAAGAUGGACCGACCUAGUGAGGCUUCACAAGACAGGGAAGUGGUUAAGCUGCGUAAGACACAGAGAAUUCUUCAUGAGAAAACUUCAGAGGAGUCUGAAGAACUGAAGAGCAAGUUCAAGCGCAGAACAGAGGAGGGUUUCUAUGAGUCUAUCUCGGCUGUAGAGCUUAAGUCUCGCAAGAGGGAUGACUCUUAUGAAGACCUAUUGAAGAAGACUAAAGAGGAGCUGCUCCAUCAUAUGAAAGAGAAAGAAGAAGCUGAAAGGAAGAGGAUGGAGGAAGAGGGUAAACUCACUAUCCCCACAAUAAAACCUGAACGGGUCCUGCUCUCUCCCAGCAUGGAAGCACCCAAGAUCCUGGAACGCAUUGCAAGCAAGACUGUUGCUCCAAUGGAUGAGGUUCGUUUCAGAGUCAGAGUAGUUGGUAGACCAGAACCUGAGUGUCAGUGGUUCAAGAAUGGCAUUCAGCUGGAAAAGUCUGACCGUAUUUACUGGUACUGGCCUGAGGACAAUGUAUGUGAAUUGGUCAUAAGAGAUGUCGAAACACAAGAUUCUGCUAGCAUCAUGGUUAAGGCCAUUAAUAUUGCUGGGGAGUCCUCAAGUCAUGCCUUCCUGCUUGUACAAGCCAAGACAGCAGUUAGCUUUACCCAAAACUUGGAGGAUACGAGUGCCAAGGAGAAGGAUACCAUGGUGACCUUUGAGUGUGAAACCAAUGAACCCUUCGUCAGAGUCAAAUGGUUUAAGAACAACACGGAGAUCUUCUCAGGAGACAAAUACAGAAUGCACUCUGACAGAAAAGUCCACUUCCUAUCUGUGCUAAUGAUUGAAAUGAGGGAUGACGCAGAAUACACCUGUGUGAUUGCAGAUGAUGAGAACAUAAGAACGAGUGCAAGGCUUCACGUGGAAGGUGCUGCUCUCGAGCUCAUCAAACAAAUGGAGAACAUUGAGGUACCAGAAUCCUAUGCUGGCGAGUUUGAGGUCGAGUUAUCUCGUGAAGAUGCUGAGGGCAGCUGGCUCUUUGGAGACAAAGUUCUCUCACCCAGCAAUAAAUACAUCAUAUCGUCACGUCGAGGAAGACACACUUUGUCUGUCAAGGAUGUCAGGAAAGAGGACCAGGGAAAAUACACCUUUGUAUGCGGUGAUCUGAAGACCAGUGCCUCACUAAAAAUGAAACUGCGUCCAGUGACACUGAUGCAGCCCCUGACUGAUCUGAUAGUCUGUGAGGGUGAUAUUGCUCAGCUGGAGGUCAGGUUUUCCCAAGAGAAUGUUGAGGGAACCUGGAUGAAGAACGGCCAGGCCAUUUCUGCCUCGGAACGUAUCCACAUUGUCAUUGACAAGAUGGUUCACAAGCUGCUGGUGGAGAAUAUCAGCACAGAAGAUGCUGCCUUGUACUCUUUUGUGGUUCCUGCCCAGGACAUCUCCACCUCAGGCAAACUCAGUGUUCAAACUAUUGACAUUGUAGUGCCACUGAAGGAUGUAUCCUCUAUUGAAGGCACAAAGGCUGUCCUGGAGGCUAAGAUCUCUGCCCAGGACAUCAGCUCUGUCAAAUGGUACCAUAAUGACAAACUGUUGACACCCAGUGACCGAAUCCAAAUGGUGGCAAAGGGAGCAAAGCAGCGGCUGGUCUUCACCAGAACCUUUGCAUCUGAUCAGGGUCACUAUAAACUAGUUGUUGGCAAGGUUGACACCAGCUGUAGCCUGACGGUUGAAGAGGUACACAUUGUGAAACACAUGGAGGACAAAGUGUGUUCAGAGUCCCAGAAUGUGACGUUUAAUGUUGAAGUCUCUCACCCUGGAAUUGACUCAGUCUGGACAUUCAGGAACCAGCAAAUCAAACCUGGACCUAAAUCCAAGAUUGAGUCAAAGGGAAAGGCUCACUCUCUGACAGUCAUUGACGCCAUGAAAGAUGAGGAGGGCCAGUACAUGUUUCAUGCUGGUGAAAAGACAUCUAGUGCCAAGCUUACUGUCUCUGGUGGAGCCAUUACACGGCCCCUGCAGGAUGUGACAGUGGCGGAGUCUCAGACUGCUGAGCUUGAGUGUGAAGUUGCAAAUGCCAAUGCUGAGGGCAAGUGGCUUAAGGAGGGCCAGCCCAUUGACUUCAAUGAGAAUGUGGUGAGUGAGGUGAACGGAGCCAUCAGGCGCCUCAUCAUCAACAUUACCAGGCCACAGGAUGUCGGAGAGUAUACCUACCAGGUGGCCAACUCCAAAACUACAGCUAAUCUCAGGGUGGAGGGAGUGAAGAUCAAGAAAACUCUGAGGAACCAGACCGUGACGGAGACCCAGGAAGCAGUGUUCACACUGGAGCUCACACACCCCGAUGUGAAAGGAUCCCAGUGGAUUAAGAACGGGGUGGAACUGCAAAACAGCGAAAAGUACGAGAUCGUCUCCAGUGGCGUGGUCCAAACGCUGAAGGUCAAGGACUGCAACAUACAGGACGAGUCUGUUUACUCCUUCAAACUUGGAAAACUUUCUGCCAAUGCCAGACUCAACGUAGAGAAAAUCAAAAUUGUGAAGAAGAUAAAAGAUGUGACGUCUCUGUUGGAUGGCACAGCCUCCUUUGAGAUGAGCCUCUCACAUGACAACAUCCCUGUUAGGUGGAUGUUUAAAGGUUUGGAGCUGAAGUCAAGUGAGAAGUGCAAGAUUCUGUCUGAGAGGAAAGCACACAAACUGAUCCUGAAGAAUCUGGACAGCAGCGAUGCAGGAGAGUACGUGGCUGUGGUUGGACACUUGCAGUGCAGUGCUGUACUCACCGUGGAGGCUCUGCUGGUCACUAAACCCAUGAAAAGUGUGGAGGUACCAGAGACUCAAGUGGCCACAUUCGAGUGUGAAGUCUCCCACUUCAAUGUGCCGUCCACCUGGCUGAAGAACGGAGUGGAGAUUGAGAUGAGUGACAAGUUCAGGAUUGUGGUUCAGGGAAAACUCCAUCAGCUGAAGAUCAUGAACACCAGCAGGGACGACUCUGCAGAGUACACCUUCAUUUGUGGCAACGACCAAGUGUCUGCAACACUCACCGUCAACCCGGUUCUGAUCACCUCCAUGCUGAAGGACCUGAAUGCCCAAGAGAGAGACACUAUCACCUUUGAGGUCACCGUCAACUAUGAAGGCAUCACGUACAAAUGGCUGAAGAACGGCGUGGAAAUGAAGUCGUCGGACAGGUGCCAGGUCCGCAGUCGGCAGCUUACGCACUCCCUCACCAUCCGAAACGUUCACUUUGGAGACGGAGGAGAGUACAAGUUUGUGGCCGGCUCUGCUGCCACCACUGCUAAUCUCUUUGUCGAAGCUCGUGUGAUUGAAUUCACCAAGAAGAUCAAGGACAUAAAGAUCACAGAGAAGAAGAAGGCGAUUUUUGAGUGUGAGGUUUCUGAGCCAAACAUCCAGGUGAUGUGGAUGAAGGACGGUCAGGAGAUGGACAUGUCUGAGGAAAGGUAUAUUGUGACAGCAGAGAAGUAUGUUCACCGCCUCGUGAUCCAGACGGUUCGAAUGUCUGAUGCUGGGGAAUAUUCAGUGGUAGCUGGAUCAAGCGUCUCCAAGGCCCGGCUCACAGUGGAGGGUCGCGACAUUCGGAUCUCGGAACCUCCUGAGCGGGAAAUUACGGUUCUGGAGAAACACCGUGCAACCUUUGAGUUUGAAGUGAAUGAAGAAGAUGUGGAGGGUCACUGGCUGAAGAACGGUGUGGAGAUCCAGUUCUCGAUGGAAGAACGAUUUAACUACGUGACCAUCAGGAAGCUGCAUCGCCUCACCAUCUCAGAGACCUACAGGAGUGAUGCUGGGGAGUACACCUUCAUCGCUGGCAAAAAUAGAAGCACCAUGCAGCUUCGAAUAAACAUCCCCGAGCCUCCUCAGAUCCUUCGCCACAUGGAGCCCCAGUCGGUGGAGGCUGGAAAACCAGCUCGCUUCUCAGUCCAGGUGAGCGGUGUUCCCCAGCCUCAGGUCUUCUGGUACAAAAACUCCCAGGCUCUCUCCGCUGGCUUCAAGUGCAAGUUCCUGCACGAUGGCAACGAGCACACACUGCUGCUCAUCGAGGUCUUUCCUGAAGACGCUGCUGUCUACACCUGUGAGGCCAAGAACGAGUAUGGCACUGCCACAAGCACUGCAACACUCAAUGUUGAAGUUUCAGAGGUGGUUUCUCCAGACUCCCCCGCCACUGUUGCUCCCCCUGUCAUCAUCUCACCCAUGGCCAGCACUUCAGCCUGCGAGGGCGCACCAGCUUGCUUCCAGUGCAAAGUCCGUGGAGAUGAUGUGAAGAUAAGCUGGUUCCACAAGAAAAAGGAAAUCAAACAGUCCGAAUUCUUCAGGAUAUCUCAGUUUGAUGACAGCUGUCAGCUGGAGAUCUCCAGGGUUUAUCCAGAGGACGAGGGCGAGUAUACCUGCAUGGCCACAAACAAUGGAGGGACGGUGUCCUGCUCUGCAACUCUUACAUUAGACGUGACUCACGUGAGAGAGCAGGCUGAAACCAAGACUGAGCUGGAAGUCAAAGUGCCCCCUGUCUUUAGGCAGAAAAUCACACCUCUGGAGAUAAAUGUCGGCAGUCACACCAAGUUUGAAUGUGAGAUUGAAGAAGCUCCGGACGUGGCGUUCAAAUGGUACAAAUCUGGCACCGAAAUCAGACAGAGUGAAAAGUAUCGGAUCGUCAGCCACCACACUAGUUCCUCUUUAGAGCUCCUGAACCCUGUCAAAGCUGAUAGUGGAGAAUACACCUGCAAAGCUUCAAAUCAACACGGCACAGACAGCUGCACUGCCUCGCUCAUUGUCACCGAGAUGUACCCACCAGUAUUUGUAUCAAAACCAGACCCAAUGACUUUAUAUGUGGGAAAACAAGCUGUGUUCCAGUGCUCACUUACUGGAUCCUCGCCUAUGGAAGUUGUCUGGCACAAGGACAACAUAACAAUUUCCUCUGAAGGGAACUAUGUCAUGAAAUGUGAAAAGAACAAGUAUUCCCUUCACAUUAAAAGUCUUGAACUGACUGAUCAGGGAGUGUACCUGUGCAAGGCUUCCAACAGUGUUGGUGUAGCUACUUUUUCAGUAGAGCUCAAGGUUAUUGACAAGCCCCGGUUUGUUACGGUCAUUGAGCCAGUAUCUGCAGCUGUUAAUGACCCACUGAGGCUGGAGUGCCACGUGAAUGAGGACACUGGUGUGGCUGUCACCUGGACCAGGGAUGGCAAAAAAGUCCACCAGAGUAUGGAGUGUAAACUGUCCUUUGAGGACAAGGUCGCUGUUCUGGAGAUCCCCAAGUCCAAACUAAAGGACUCUGGGAAAUAUGUGUGCACAGCUGCAAACGAGGCUGGCAGCUCCUCCUGUGAGGCUGUGGUAACAGUUCAAGAGCCCCCUGCCUUUGUGAAGAAAAUGGAAUCUAAGCUCACGUGGAAACAGGGCAUAGCUGCACGCUUACAGUGCACAAUCAAAGGAUCGCCUGAACUUCACAUCCACUGGUUCUGGAAUGAAAGAGAGCUGAAUAAUGGAGACAAAUAUAAAAUAUCUUUCAAGAGUGGAGUUGCUACUGUGGAGAUCAUGAACCUUCUGGUCACAGACAGUGGCAGAUACACCUGUGAGGUGUCAAAUAAUGCUGGGAGUGAAAGCUGCAGUACUCUUUUAGCUGUUAAAGAGCCACCGUGCAUUAGAAAAGACCUGCAGACAGUAGAGGCAGUGAAGGGAGCAGCUGCUCACCUGGAGUGCGAGGUCACAGGAACAGCUCCUUUUGAAAUCACUUGGGUAAAAAAUAAGAAACCCAUCACCAGUGAUCAGAAAUAUAAAUUGAUUUCCCAAGACUCAAUAGCAAGGCUGGAGAUUCAAACAUUUGACACUACAGAUAUUGGAGAUUAUCAGUGUGUCAUAUCAAAUGAUGUGGGAAAAGUCACCACUAAGGCUAUGGCUAAACUUAAAGAUCCACCAACUUUCUCAAAAAGGGUUGAGAGUGUUACAGCAGUCUUGGGAAAUACAGUAAAACUACAAGGAAUGAUUAAAGGUUCAACUCCCAUCACUGUGAAAUGGAUGAAAGACUCCAAGAUGCUAAGAGAUGAUGAUCCAAAUAUCAAGAUGGUUUUUGAGAACGGUGUUGUGAGUUUGUCGAUAACAACAGUUGCCAUCAGCCACGGUGGCAAGUAUUCAUGCCAAGCGGAGAACGAGGCUGGGCAACAAAAGUGUGAAGCGAUCUUGACUGUGCAAGAACCUGCCAGGAUUGUAGAACCUGCAGAGUCCAUUAGUGUGACGGCAGGGGACUCAGCCGCAUUGGAGUGCACGGUCUCUGGAAGCCCAGAUCUCAAAGUGAAAUGGUUUAAAGAUGGGAAGGAGAUCAUUAGUGGCCGUAAAUAUAAGAUGACUCUGAAGGAUAAUAUUGCCACCCUGAAAAUUCUUACUGCAGAAAAAGGAGAUACUUCAGAGUAUAAAAUGGAAGUGGCAAAUAAAGUCGGGAAAGACCAGUGCACAUGCUCAGUCACUGUCUUAGAUCGGAUAAUGCCUCCAGCUUUCACCAAGUCGCUGAAAAGAGUUGACGGUAACAUUGAUAAUCCUGUCUCCAUGGAUUGCAAGGUGUCUGGGUCACAGCCCAUGACCGUGACUUGGUUCAAAGACGACCAGGAGAUUGUUUCUGGAGACAAAUUCCAGCCUGAAUUUAAAGACAGCUCUGCUAUACUGAGAAUCAUGUGGCUAGAAAAGGCUGACUCUGGUGUUUACAAAUGCAGAGCCACCAACUCAGCUGGCUUUAAAGAAACCAGUGGCACGCUCUAUGUGAAAGAACCGCCAGCGUUCACAGUGAAACCACACGACCAGGAUGUUAUUCCAGGAACUACAGUUUCCUUAAGAACAGCAUUCACUGGAACAGCUCCUUUAACUGUGAAGUGGUUCAGGGAAGAAAAAGACAUAAUUACAGGAGGCACUUAUUUCAUUAAAAAAGAUGCCUCUUCAAGCUCUUUGGAGCUUCACUCUGUAAAGCCCACUGAUACCUCGAAAUACACGUGCGAAGUAUCCAACGAUGCUGGGAAGGUAGACUGCACGGUAGUCCUCUUUGUGAAAGAACCUCCCGUGUUUGUGAGGAAACCCGAGGCAACCAAGCUCAUCACCAGUGGUGACUCUGCCAGGCUGGAGUGCAAAGUAACUGGCAGCCCAGUCAUCGGUUUCAAAUGGUUCAAGGAUGAAAUGGAGAUCAGUGCCAGUACUAAAUACACAAUGAGCUUGAUUGACUUGAUGGCAACUCUAGAAAUAGCUAAUUGUACAGUAGAGGACACUGGAGAUUAUGUGUGUGUGGCAUCAAGUGAGGCUGGAAGUGACCAUUGCACCUGCACAGUUAUAGUCAAAGAACCGCCAUUGUUUCUGCGUAGCUUGGAGCACAGGGACGUGGUGAAAGGUUCUGAGCUGAUGCUAGAGUGCCAAGUCUCUGGUUCUGCUCCUUUUACUGUGUCAUUUCAUAAAAACUCCAAAUUGAUUCGGAACGACAAAAGACACAGGAUUACUGUGAAAGAUGACCUGCUAGCACUUCAGGUUCUGGUAGUAGAAACAGGAGAUGUUGGUUUGUACCAGUGUAGUGUUGAGAAUGAAGUGGGAAGGGCCUCCUGUGAUUGUCACGUAACGCUAAAAGAACCACCAUCAUUUGUUCGAAAGCUGGAGAACCUCAGCUCACUGGCUGGCAGCGAGGUUUCUCUGAUUUGCAGUCUGAAAGGUUCUGAGCCCAUAACUGUGGCCUGGCUAAAAGACAACCAUGAGCUCAAAGAGGCUGAAAACAUUCAGAUUACAUAUGAGAACAAGACUGCUCUACUGCAGAUCACCAACUUACAGAGCAGUCACUGUGGUAAAUACUCUUGCCAGGUGCAGAAUCAGGCUGGCAGCCAGACAUGCUCUGCUGUGCUGACAGUCAAAGAACCAGCAAAAAUCACAGAAGAGGUAAAGUCUAUCAGUGUGACUCAGGGGGAUCCGGCUACUCUGGAAGCCAGGUUCUCAGGCACAAAACCCCUGAAGGUCAGAUGGCUAAAGGCUGGCAAGGAGCUGACCUCAGGCCAGAGAUAUAAAGUACAGAGCAAAGAUACCAGUUCUGUGUUGAAGAUUAUUAAAACUCAGAAAAGUGAUGGUGGUGAAUAUGUCUUUGAGGUUUCAAACGAUGUUGGACAAAGUUCGUGUGAUGCCACACUCACCAUUCUCGAUCAAAUAAUUCCUCCGUCUUUUACAAGAAAACUGAAACAGACAGAGGGUGUCAAAGGAUCAUUUGCGCAUCUGGAGUGUCUCGUGUCUGGUUCUCUUCCAAUAACCAUACAGUGGUACAAAGAUGAGAAAGAGAUCCAGACCGAUGACAAACACAAAUGCACAUUCUUUGAAAAUGUUCCGUUUCUAGAAAUCUCCAAUCUUGACACUAAAGACAGUGGCAAUUAUACCUGCAUUGCUACAAAUAAAGCAGGAACGGUCCAGUGCUCUGGAGUCUUAUUUGUGAAAGAAUCACCGUGCAUUCUUGAAAAACCUGAAUCCAUAAAUGUUUUGCCUGGCUCAAAAGUCCAAUUUAGUGUACUGUUCUCUGGCACACCACCACUCACCACCAAAUGGUUUAAAAGCAGUAAAGAGAUCCUGUCCAGUGCUGACUGGUCAGUGAUCAAAGAUAACACCUCGAGCACACUGGAACUCUUCUUCGCAAAAACCACAGAUUCUGGAGACUAUGUCUGCCAAAUACAGAACGAUGUUGGCUCCGCUUCAUGCCAAGCAACACUCUUUGUCAAAGUGCCUCCAAAGUUUACACAGAUCCCAGCCCGUGUGUCUGUAGUUUGUCCUGGUCAGAGUAAGGUUUUUGAGUGCCAGGUGACCGGCACACCUGAGAUUGACAUCUACUGGUUCAAAGAAGGCUCUGAAAUCAGCCCCACUGAUCACUAUAAGAUGGCCUUUGUCAACUCUGUGGCAACACUGGAAGUCUGUGGGGCUGAAGUUAAACAUAGUGGGCUUUACUACUGCGAAGCUCGUAAUGAAGCUGGCAGUGAGAGCUGCAGCAUGGAGUUGAAGGUCAAAGAACCGCCAUCAUUUAUUAGAGAACUGGCUCGAGCUGAUGUUGUGAAGGGCUCCACUGCCAUGUUAGAGUGUCAAGUUGCUGGGACGGGUCCCUUUGAGAUAACAUGGCACAAAGAUGGAAAGGAGCUCAAACCCAGUGCUAAACAUGCCUUCUCUCAGUUAAAUGACACUGUGUGUCUUGAAGUGCACAAAUGUGAUGCUGUAGAUAUUGGUGAAUAUCAAUGCACCGUUGCUAACGAGGUGGAAAGCUGUACUUGUAAGACUACACUAAGCCUCAAAGAACCACCAACAUUCAUCAAGACAAUUGAGAACACUGCUACUGUUCUGGGUAAAAUGGCAGAGUUUCAGUGCAUUGUGAAAGGCUCUCCCAUCACCUCUGUACAGUGGAAAAAAGAUGAGAAUUGGAUAUUGGAGGAUCCAAAGAUUCAGAGAACAUUUGAAAGCAAUGUGGCUACACUCCGGAUCCCUGCCUGUGAGGCGAUACACAGUGGCAAAUACACCUGCCAGGUGGUAAAUGAGGCUGGGCAGGAUAAGUGUUUUGCCGCCCUCACAGUGCAAGUGCCUCCGCAGAUCACAGAGAAACCUGAGGUGGUAAAGGUUACAGUUGGAGAUCCAGUCAGUCUGGACUGUAAGGUUACAGGCUCCCCUGAACUCAGGGUGAAAUGGAUGAAAGAUGGCAGGGAGCUCAAGUCCAUCAGGCAGCACAAGCUGAUCUUUGAGAACAAUAUCAGCAGCUUAAAGAUUCAGGCUGCGCAGACAGAGGAUGAAGGAGAGUAUGUCUUUGAGGUGGUAAACUACAUCAGUAGCUGUACCUGCAAAGUCAAGCUAAUUGUAUUAGAGCAAGUAAUUGCCCCAAGCUUCAUCAAACCCCUGGUAGACAUGCACGAGAUAUUGGGGUCCUUUGUUCAGAUAUGUUGCAAAAUAUCUGGUUCUCUCCCCAUCUCUGUGGAAUGGAAGAAAGAUGGAACCAAAAUCUCUAGUGGUCUAAAGCACAAGCUCAUUCAGCAGGACAACUCUGUGUCCAUUGAAAUUGAACAGCUAGAGAGAGCUGACGCAGGGUUAUACUCUUGCAAACUGACUAACGCAGCAGGAAGCUGUGAAUGCAGUGGGUCCAUCGUGGUCAAAGAACCUCCAAGCUUUGUGACAGUGCCCGAGUCGCAGACAGCUCUACCCAAAGCCACUGCACGCUUCAAAGGCACUUUUAAGGGAACUCCUCCCUUCACAGUCAAAUGGUUUAAGGACGACACAGAGCUUAUGACUGGGCCUACUUGUUUAAUAGGGCUUGAUGGGCUGUCCUGUUUCUUAGAGCUCUAUUCAGUGGGCGUCACACAGAGUGGAGUCUACUCUUGCCAAGUCAGCAAUGAUGCUGGCUCCGUACACUGUAGUGCAAACCUGACAGUAAAAGAACCACCUGAAUUUCUACUGAAACUCCCUGCCAAUAAGUUUUUGAAGCAGGGUGAGUCACUCCGCCUGGAGUGCAAAGUCAGUGGCACAGUCCCUCUGAAAAUUACCUGGUUCAAAAACGACACCAAAGUUACAGACGGUGGCAACUACAGGACGUCGUUUGUUGACUCAGUAGCAGUGCUAGAACUGGUCUCCACUAGUUUUGAGGAUGAUGGAGUUUACACCUGUGAGGCUCAGAAUGAUGCUGGCAGUGUGAGCUGCAGCACUACACUUACCAUUAAAGACCCCCCAUCUUUUGUCAAAAUACCCCAGCCUGUUGAAGGGCUGAAGGGUAAGGACGUAAGUUUGUACUGCGAGAUCAGUGGUACAGCUCCAUUCCAGAUCACCUGGUUUAAAGACAGAAAACCUCUCAUGGAGAGCAGGAAGUUUAAGCUGGUGAGCGAGGGCAGCUCAGCCACACUGCAUGUCAUUGGAAUAGAGCCCUCAGACGCCGGCGAAUACGAGUGCAAAGUGUCAAACAGUGUAGGAAGCGAUACCUGCCAGACAUCAAUUAAACUCAGAGAGCCACCAUCAUUUGUGAAGAGACUGUCAAACAUUACAGUGAUACUGGGAGGGGAGGUGACCCUUGUGGCCACUGUUAAAGGCUCUGAACCCAUUACUGUGUCCUGGGUUCAAGACAAGGAUCACAUUCUCAGGGACAGUGACAACAGGAAAAUCACCUAUGAAAACAACCAGGUGGCAGUUAAAAUCUUUAACGCUGAUGCAACUACGGCAGGCAAAUAUACCUGCCAACUCAGAAACGAUGCUGGGAGUGUGGAGUGUUUCGCUAACUUGACUGUUCUAGAGCCUGCUAAAAUAGUGGACAAGCCGGAUGCUCUGAGUGUGACGGCAGGUGAUAUGGCUGCCCUGGAGGUCAAAGUGUGUGGAACCCCAGAGCUCAUACCCAAGUGGUUCAAAGAUGGUGCUGAGCUGGCUUCUGGGAGAAAAUACAAAAUCUCAUUUUCCCGGAUGAUUUCGAGCCUGAAUGUGCUGUCUGCUGAGAAAGUUGACUCUGGAGAAUACACAUUUGAGAUUAUGAAUGAAGUUGGGAAGGACCUGAGUAAAAUCAAUCUCACUGUUUUAGAUAAGACGAUUCCUCCAACAUUCUCACGGAAACUGAAAGACUGUACCACUGUUGUUGGAAAACCUUUAGAAAUAGAGUGCAAAGUGUCAGGCUCAUCUCCUUUUACCAUUUCAUGGUACCACAAUGACGAGGAGAUAAAGAGUGGGCCAAAUUAUGAGAUUUCAUUCAGUGACAACAACUGUACACUAAGGGUGCUCACGCUGAAGCUGGCUGACUCUGGAGCAUACAAAUGUAAGGCUGUCAACAAGGCGGGAACCACAGAAACUACAGCCUUCCUGGUUGUUCGAGAACCUCCAACGUUUGUGGUGCCACCGCAGCCAGUGGAGGCCAUGCCAGGCUCUAAUGUGAUGUUCUCAGCCAUGGUGAAAGGCAGCGCCCCUCUCAAACUCAAGUGGUUCAGAGGGACGAAAGAGAUCGUAGCUGGACAUGGCUACGAUUUCUCCCUGGAUGAUAACAAAGUUCUGUUAGAGCUUUACAACGUGGACAAAUCUCAUGCUGGAGAGUACACCUGUCAGAUCAUUAAUGACGCAGGAAAAGAAAGCUAUCCAGUGAAUCUCACUGUCAAAGAGCCAGCAACUUUCUCAAAGAAGCUGAAGGACAUAUCAGUUGAGAAGGGCAAACCAUUAACCCUGGAGUGUACAUACACGGGCACUCCCAUGAUCACUGUGAGCUGGUACAAAGAUGGCCAGCAGAUCUUUGCUUCAUACAAAUACAACAUUACCACAACAGAAAGCUCCUGUAUCUUAGAGUGUCUGAGCACUGAUGACAAGGAGGCUGCAGGAAAAUACUGCUGCCAAGUGUGCAACGAUGCUGGGAAAGACACGUGUGAGGCAGUGGUUUCUAUCCUCGAGCCACCAUAUUUUACUGAGUCACUGGAGCCCAUGGAGGUGACAGCUGGAGAUGCUGUCUGUCUGAAAUGUCAGGUUGCAGGCACACCUGAGAUCAAGGUGUCCUGGUUCAAGGCUGAUGGCAAAGUCAGGUCUAGCCCCACCUGCAAGCUGGAGUACACAAAGGGUGUUGCCUGUUUGAAGCUAAGUAAAGCCACCAAGUCCGAUAUCGGAGAGUACACCUGCAAGGCAGAGAACAGGAUUGGCUCUGCUUCCUCCAGCUGCAGACUCAAUGUGCAAGAAGCUAAAACGCCACCAUCAUUCCCAAAGAAGAUCACCAGCCUGCAGCAAACUGAGGGCCAGCCAGUGCGCUUUGAGUGCCGCGUGGCUGGCUCAUUGCCCAUCGAGGUGUCCUGGCUGAAAGACGGCAAACCUCUGAGUCAGGGGGAGGAGUUUUCCAUGCUGUACGAUGAUAACACAGCUGUUCUGCAGAUCAACAACAGUGAGAUGAGGCACUCUGGGGAGUACACUUGCGUGGCCACCAACAGUGUGGGCUCAGCUUCAUGCAGAGCCAAGCUCACUCUGCAAGAACCCAGAUACCCUCCGGUAUUUGACAGGAAAUUGUCACUACAGGAGGUGACAGUGGGUGACAGCAUUGAGCUGGAAUGUCACAUGACUGGUUCUACCCCCAUUAAAGUCACUUGGUCCAAAGACCACAAAGAUAUUCGCUCUGGGGGGAAUUAUAAGAUUAGCUGUGUGGAUAAUACACCUCACCUGACCAUUCUGAAGGCAGAUAAAUCAGAUACAGGGAGGUACUUCUGCCACGCCUCUAAUGACAUGGGGAAGGACUCUUGUUCCUCUGAUAUCACUGUCAAAGAGCGCAAAAAUCCUCCAGUGUUCACCAAAAAGCCCUCAGAGCACAUCGAGGACAUGGAGGGCAAACUGGUGAAGAUUGAGGGCCGAGUCUCCGGGUCGCAGCCCAUUUCAGUCAGCUGGUUCAAAGAUGACAUGGAGAUACAGAGUUCUGACAAGUAUGACAUCAGCUUUAAGAGUAAUGUGGCAGUGCUGUGCAUUAAAAACAGCCAAGUGAUUGACAGCGGAAGGUACUCGUGCCAGGCCUCUAAUGAAGCUGGGAAAGCCUCCUGUGAUGUCACUGUUGGCAUCUCAGAGGCCAAGAAGCCCCCAGUGUUUGACGUACCUCUCAAACCAGCAACUGUGGAUGACGGCGAAAAGCUAAUUCUCAGGUGCCAUGUCUGUGGAUCUUCCCCUCUGAAGAUCCAGUGGAUGAAGGACAGGAAGGAGUUGACACCAUCCAGCAGCACUAGAAUCAGCUUUUCUGAUGGCACAGCAUGUCUGGAGAUCAGCACAGUCUCUAAACUCAAUGCUGGUGACUACCUCUGCAAGGCUACCAAUGAGGCUGGCAGCGAAUUCUGCAAAGCCAAAGUCACUGUCAAAGAGAAACCUGGAGCAGCUCUGUCUCCUGCUGAAGCUCCAGCAGCUUCUCCAUCCAAAAAACUGGACAAUCUGUUCUUCAUUGAAGAGCCUAAAACUGCACACGUUACCGAGAAGGGAACCGCCACCUUCAUCGCAAAGGUGGGUGGUGACCCCAUUCCCAGUGUGAAGUGGAUGAAAGGGAAGUGGAGGCAAGUGACCCAUGGUGGCCGGAUCUCCAUUGAACAGAAGGGCCAAGAGGCCAAACUGGAGAUCAAAGAAGUGACGAAAUCGGACUCUGGUCAGUACAGGUGUGUCGCCUCCAACAAACAUGGCGAGAUCGAGUGCAGUACUGACAUGCACGUAGAGGAAAAGAAGGACGUAGUGAUGCUUGAGGGAGACCUCCGCGCUAAACUGAAGAAAACUCCAUCAAAGCAAAAGAGCCCACAGGAGGAAAAAGACAUUGACAUAGUUGAGCUGUUGAGAAACGUGGACCCGAAAGAGUAUGAGAAAUACGCCCGGAUGUACGGUAUCACUGACUACCGAGGUCUACUGCAUGCAAUUGAGCAGCUCAAAAAAGAGAGAGCUGAAGAAAGUGGAAGACAAGAGGUAGACCGUGGAGACAGAGAGUCUGAUGAGGACAUGGCCAGGCUGGUGGCUGACCUGCAGAAGAGGAUGGAACGGACUGAGCCUGUCACUGUGGUGAAGGACAUUUCCAAUCAAUCUGUCUUCAUUAAUGAAGAAGCAGUGUUCGAGUGUGAGAUCAAGAUCAACUACCUAGAGAUCACGCUGUCCUGGUACAAAGGCACACAGAAACUUGAUACUAGCGACAAGUACAAUAUCACCAUCAGCGGCGACCGCCAUCUGCUCAGGAUCAAGAACUGCCAGUCAUCUGACCAGGGCAACUACAGGGUGGUGUGCGGGCCCCACAUAUCCAGUGCCAAGCUCAGUGUCAUGGAGGUGGAGGUUGAGAAACAUCUACAGGACACAAUGGGUAAGGAAGGCCAGUCAUGUACUAUGUCUUGUCAGAUGUCCAUCCCUAAUGUAGAGGCUCAGUGGUUUAAAAAUGGAAAGCAGUUAGAAAUGAAGGACAGGUACACAUCUGAGGUGAAACACAAGGUUCAGAAGCUACUGAUCAGAGACCUGAAGCCUGAAGACCAAGGAAGAUACACCUGCAAGUACCAACAGCUGGAGUCUUCAGCAGACCUCUGGGUGGAAGCUGAACAAAUUCAUUUCACCAAACGCAUCCACAACAUCGAAGUCAAUGAGCGACAGUCAGCCACCUUUGAGUGUGAAGUGUCCUUUGACAAUGCCAUUGUUUCAUGGUACAAAGACACCUGGGAACUGAAAGAGAGCCCUAAGUACAACUUCAGAAGCGAGGGCCGAAGACAUUUCAUGGUCAUUCAAAACGUGACCGUUGAAGACGAAGGCGUGUACUCAGUAAUUGUGAGGUUGGAACCCAGGGGAGAGGCUAAGAGCACAGCUGAGCUUUAUUUGUCUGGCAAAGAAAUUGAAUUAGCAAUGGUCCCCAUUGAUAUGCCAGAUUCCUCUGUUCAGAGGCCUGAAGUGCCUACGUCAGUUGCAAUUCAAGAAUCUUAUGAAUUCUAUCAUUAUGAAGAAGAGAUUGAAGCAGUUGUAAGAGUUGCCAUUGAGGAGACAAUGGAGACCAAACAAGUUCAAAUGAGAGAGGAAAUCCCAACAAAAGUUGAGGAAAGGCCUGAAGAGAAACCAACACCAGCAUCACCACAGAGAGAGCCUGAAGCCAGAAAGCAAGUGGAGGAAAAGAUUGCUGUGGUUUCAGUCCCAGAAAAGGAUGUUCCUGUUCCCAGAGAAACAGAGGAAGUUAAAAGGCCGACUGCUUCCCCACCUCCACCUACUGAGAAGCCUGGAGUGCCAAAGAAAGAUGAACCCAAGCCUCAGGUGCCAGCAGACUCCAAAGUAGUGGCCCCUGAAGCUAAGCCUGAAGCUGAGCCCAAGCCCAAACCCAAAGCAGAACCAGAAGCAAAGCCAGUGCCUACACCCAAAGCGGAACCAGAAGCAAAGCCAGUGCCUACACCCAAAGCAGAACCCAAGGUUAAACCUGAACAAAUCCCCGAGCAGGAGCCUGAAGCUAAACCAGUACCAGUAAAGAAAAUGGUGACGCCACCAUCCAAAGUCCCUGAAGAAGCUGCAAAACCAGAUCCAUCAAAGACCAGGCGCAAGCCAGCUGAAACCAGGCUAGAACCAGACAAACCUAAACCAGAAGCUCAUAAACCCGAGCCUUCUCUAACAAAACCAGAACCAAAAGAACCUGCAGUGGUUCCCAAGCCUGAACCUGUGGUGAAAAAAUCAGCAGAAAUAACAGCACCAAAGCCUGUGGUGCCAAAACCGGAACCCCCAGUGACCAAACCAGAACCAACUCCUGCACCAAAGGAACCUGCAAAAAAAGCAUCAGAAGAACCAGCAAAGAAGGAGGUUUCAGCUCCAAUCCAACCACCCCAACCUUCACUUGCACAACCAGAAAAGUUUGAGACAGAGGAGCAAGCGCCACAGAAGAAACCUGUGGCAGUUAAAGUUCCUGUGGAGGAAAAAAUAACUGAGCUUCCAAAAGCAGCCAAGAAAGCAGAGCCUGCUGUCGUUCCACCAAAGGAAGAACCAACAAGGAAAGAGAAAGCUUUGAAGCUCGAACCUAAACCUGUACCUGAAAAAAGCUAUCAGAAGGUGUUUGAUGAGGUUGCUGUGUUGGAGCCUGAACCUGUGAAGCUUCCUGAGAAAAUAUCUGAAUCAGUACCCGAGAGACGCUUGGAGAAAGUGCUGAAACCCGAGAAAGCCAUGAAGGAAAUUCCAAAGCUGGAGCCAGAAAAAUUACCUGAGAAAGUACCAGAAAAACCACGUGAGGAAAAAGUCCCAGAGGAGGCUCUUCCUAAGAGGAAGCCUGUAAAGGUUCCUCAGAAGGUGGUUGAAGAAGCUUUGAUUACUGAGAAGCAGACAUCUGUAAGCACUGAGGAAAUCAAAGUUGAGCUCAUUUCAAAGAAGCAAACAGAGAAGAUCUCUGUAGAGAAAACAGUUCACGUAAAGGCCCCUGAUGCAAUACCUGAUAUUGUAUCUAAGGCCAAGCCUAAACAAGAGGUAGAAGAAAUUCUUCCUAAAGAAACCGAAGCUAAGAAGACUGAGAGGAUUCUGCACACAGAGAUUGAAGAGGAUAUAAAAAUUUAUGCUACUAAAAAAGUACUUGUAAAGGAGAAGGAGUUGGUGCCAGAAAUCAAAGAAUCACUGGUAAAGCCAGCUGCUCCACAAAAAGUGAGCAAACCACAAGCUGCUGUUAAAGAUCAAGAAGCUGCCAAAAAGCCUGAAGUCACUGAUAAUGCCAAGUUGAAAAAGACAAUUACUCCACCAGAAGAAAAGCCAGUGGUCGUGACAAAGCCCGUUAUGGCGGCUGAAGAACCAACUAAGAUGAUUGCAGAGGAGGAAAAACCACUAACAAAAAAGAUAUCACCUGGAACAGAUGAAUCCAAGGGGCCAGUCCAAGCACCAGGAGGAGUCAAGAAAGAGGGACAACCAACAGAGGAAGCAGGAAGAGGUAGAGGUAGAGGGCUGAAACCUAAGCAGACCCCAUCUCCUGGAGAGGGCAGGGGUCGGGGGCUGAGGCCUGGUGGGAAAGGACCACCACCACCAGAGGAACCUUUUGCAGGGUUCAAGCUCAAAGCUGUCCCGCUGAAGUUUAUCAAAAAGCUUCAGAACAUUGUUCUGCAGGAAGCCGAGUCUAUCGGCUCAUCUGCUGUCUUUGAAUGUGAGGUCUCACCUUCCACUGCUGUUACUUCUUGGAUGAAAGAUGAUAGCAAUCUCCGUGAGAGCCCCAAGCACAAGUUCACUUCGGAUGGCAAAGAUCGCAAAUUGAACAUCAUUGAUGUCCAGCUGUCUGACACUGGGGAAUAUACGUGCGUGGCCAAGAACGCUGGCAAAGAGAUAUCUUGCACCGCCAAGCUUAUCGUUGAAGAGCUACCUGUGAAAUGGAUCAAAGAACUGGGAGAGGAGACAUCAGCAAUCAAGGGUCAGCCUCUGUAUAUGACCUGCGAGCUGAACAAAGAGAGGGAUGUGAUAUGGAAGAAGAAUGGUGAGGUCCUCAAGAAAAAGGAGGGCAAGAUUCAGAUCAAUAUCAUUGGUAUGCAGCACGCGGUGACCAUCCAGAACUCCACGGAGGAGGACGCCGGUGUUUUCUCAUGUGAAGUGGCUGGACAGGAAGACGUUAAGACUACAACAAACGUCAAAGUGAUUGAAAUUGUCAAAGACUGGAUAGUGAAACCACUGAGAGAUCAGCAUGUAAAACCAAAGGCUGCUGCAACAUUUAAAUGCGAGCUUUUCAAGGAAACUCCCAACUGGAAGUGGCUCAAAGGAGAGAAUGAAGUCCAGCCAUCUGACAAGAUUGAGAUCAAGAAGGAAGGAAAGGAGCUGACGCUCGUCAUUAAGAACUGCCAGCCUGAUGACGUAGCAGAAUAUGCGCUGGAGGUGGAAGGACGCAUCUACACUGCCAAGCUAACACUUGGAGAGCGGGAGGCUGAGAUCCUAAAGCCUUUGGUCAGCGUCGAGGUGGUUGAGAAGGAAGAUGCCAUGUUUGAGACUGAGAUUUCUGAGGACGACAUUCCUGGGGAAUGGAAGCUCAAAGGAGAGGUUUUGACCAGAUCCCCGACAUGCGACAUCCAAAUGGAGGGUACAGUGCGUAGACUCAAGCUAAAAAACUGCCAGCUGGACCAGGCGGGAGAAGUGACCUACACGGCUCUGAACGCCAUAACCAGCGCCAUGCUUAAUGUCAAAGAACGUGACAUCAAGGUCGUCCGCCCACUGUACAGCGUGGAAGUUACAGAGACCGAGACGGCGAAGUUUGAGACAGAGAUUUCUGAGGAGGACCUUCAUGCCACCUGGAAACUGAAGGGCGAGACACUUCAUCCGUCUGCUAAUGUGGAGAUCAAGGAGGAAGGAACCCGGCACUUAUUGAUCCUCUAUAACUGCAAAAUGGACAUGGCUGGAAGUGUUGACUUUGCAGCAGCGAAUGCCAAAUCCUCAGCUCAGCUCAGGGUCAAAGCCCGAGUGAUUGGCCUCCAGAGGCCUCUGAAGGAUGUCACCGUGACUGCUGGGGAGACUGCCACCUUUGAGUGCGAGCUGUCAUACGAAGGCAUCGCUGUCGAGUGGUUCCUGGGGGGUACAAAGCUGGAGCCAAGCGAUAGAGUGGUGUUGAAGGCGGAGGGUAAAGUCCACACCCUGACUCUACGCAAUGUCGAGCAAAACGAAGCCGGACAAAUCAAACUCGCAGCCAAAGACUUCCAGACUGAGGCCAGUCUUACUGUCAAAGAACCACCAGUGGAGUUCACUAAGCCUCUGGAGGACCAGACAGUGGAAGAGGAGGCCACGGCCACACUCGAAUGUGAAGUUUCCAGGGAAAAUGCAGAAGUGCGAUGGUUCAGGGAUGGACAGGAGAUCCGCAAGACAAAGAAAUAUGAGAUGAUCGUUGACGGCUGCAAGCGAGCGCUGGUCAUCCACGACUGCACUUUGGACGACUCAAAAACAUAUGCUUGUGAUGCUAAAGACUUCAAAACCUCAUGCUUCCUCAAUGUUGAACCUCCACACAUUGAGUUCUCAAAGCCACUCCACGACGUCGAGGUUGUAGAGAAGGAAUCAGCCAGGUUUGAAUGUGAAGUGUCCAGAGAAGACGUCAAAGUCCGCUGGUUUAAGGACGGAAAUGAAAUCAGAAAGGGAAAGAAAUACGAAAUUAUUGCACAAGGUCGCCAGCACAUCCUCAUCAUCCACAAGUCUGUGUUUGACGAUGAGGCUGAAUACGAAUGUGAUGCAAAGACCUCAAAGUCCUCUGGCAUGCUCACUGUCGUUGAGGAGGAGACAAGGUUCACCAAGAACCUGUUCAAUGUGGAGGGAACUGAGACUGACAGUGUAAAACUUAUUUGUGAAGUCUCCAAACCCAGCGCAGACGUUAUCUGGUACAAAGGAGACACGGAGCUGCCAGAGGGUGGCCGCUAUGAGCAAAUUGUAGAUGGGAAGAGAAGGAUACUCCUGAUCAAGGAUCUGAACAUGUCUGAUGCUGGAGAGUACAACUGCAGGCUAAGUUCCAGCAACAAAACUUCAGGAAACCUCAAGAUUAAUGAAUUAGCUGCUGAAUUCAUCUCAAGGCCACAAAGCCUAGAAGUGGUGGAAGGAGAGAAGGCAGCGUUCACGUGCUCCGUAUCCAAGGAGACCUAUGAAGUCAAAUGGAUGAAGGAUGACGUGGAGCUCGAGGCCGGAGAGAAAUACCAGAUAGUCACCGAUGGCAAGAAACGAAUCCUUGAAAUCAAGGACUGUGAACUUAAAGAUGAGGGUGGAUACAUAGUUAUGAUUGGACCAACUAGAGCCAGCGCCGACCUUACUGUGCUCGAGAGACUGAAAAUCAUCACUCCUCUAAAAGACACAGAGGGCAAAGAAGGUCAGGAGGUCGUCCUGAACUGUGAGGUCAACACAGAGGGAGCAAAGGCCAAGUGGCUGAAGAACGACGACACCAUAUUUGAGAGCAGCAAGUACGUAAUAACCCAGAGAGACAAUGUCUUCUCCCUGAGAAUCAAAGAUGUCCAGAAGGGAGACGAAUCCAACUACAGCAUCAACUUGACCAAUCAGAGAGGAGAGCAUGCCAAGAGCAACUGCAGCCUGACCAUCAGGGAGGAGAGUCUAAGAAUAGUGGUUCCCCCGGAGGACAUUGACACUCAGGAGAAGAAGACCAUCAGCUUCUCUUGUAAGGUCAACAGGCCCAAUGCUACUCUGAAGUGGAUGAAGGCCGGUGAGGAGAUUACCCUCAGCAAACGCAUUGUCUACAGAGUUGACAAAGACAAGCAUACUCUUACCAUCAAAGACUGCACCCUGGCCGAUGAGGGUGAAUACACAGCUGUAGCCGGAGAUGACAAAGCCACAGCAGAGCUCAUCAUCAGCGAGGCACCGACGGAUUUCAACGUGCACCUAAAAGACCAAACAAUCACCGAGUUCGAGGACGCAGAAUUUACAUGCAAGUUGACCAAAGAGAAAGCUGAAGUCAAGUGGUACAGAAAUGGCCGAGAGAUCAGAGAAGGACCCAGAUACAUAUUUGAACGAGAUGGAAAGAUUUGCACUUUGCGCAUCAAGGAAUGCAGACCUGAUGAUGAAUGCGAAUAUGCCUGUGGUGUGGAGGAGAAGAAAUCCAGGGCCAGGCUUUUUGUUGAAGAGACCCCAGUGGAAAUCAUCAGACCCCCGCAGAACGUGUUUGAACCUCCAGGCUCGGACGUUGUAUUUGAGGUGGAGCUCAACAAAGACAGAGUGGAGGUGAAGUGGUUGAGGAACAAUAUGACCGUUGUCCAGGGAGACAAAUACCAGAUGAUGAGCGAGGGUAAAGUCCACAGAUUGCAGGUCUGUGAGAUCAGACCUCGGGACCAGGGAGAGUACAGAGUCAUUGCCAAGGAUAAAGAUGCAAAGGCCAGGCUGGAACUGGCAGCUGUGCCUCAGAUAAAGACCACUGACCAGAACUACGUCACAGAUGUUGGAAAGCCUGUUAUCAUGGUCGUCCCCUACAGUGCCUAUCCACAAGCUGAAGCUGACUGGCUGUACAACAACCUGAGUCUGCAAAAAGACAACAUCUACACCUCAGCUGAGCACACAGAGUACCGAUUAAAGAACCCCAAGAAGGUCGACGAGGGCUCCUACAAGAUCAUCAUCAAAAACAAACAUGGAGCGGGAGAAGCUUUCAUCAACCUGAAUGUCAUUGAUGUCCCAGGACCUGUGAAGAACCUCCAGGUGACUGACACUGCAGAUGGUGAGAUCAGCCUCGCAUGGGAGGAGCCUGAGAGCGAUGGCGGCAGUAAAGUCAUCGGCUACAUAGUGGAGAGACGUGAUGAGAAACGUAAGACCUGGACACUGGCCACCGACCAUGCCGAAAGUCCUGAGUACACAGUGACCGGCCUCCAGAAGGAGUCCAAGUACCUAUUCAGAGUCUGUGCCCGAAACCGGGUUGGCAGCGGACCCACUGUGGAGACUGACGAAGCUGUGCAAGCUAAGAACAAGUUUGAUGUUCCUGAAGCUCCUCUGAAUGUGAUCGUGGGAAACGUCACCAAGUUUGGCUGCACUCUGUCUUGGGAGCCUCCCACAUCAGAUGGAGGCUCUCCCAUUACCUCUUAUAUCAUUGAGCUCCGCGACAGGACGUCAGUGAAGUGGUCUCCUGUCCUGGUGGCCAAACCUGAUGACCUCAGUGCCAUCAUUAAUGAUGUCAUUGAGAAUAAAGAGUACAUUUUUAGAGUGAAAGCUGAGAACAGAGCCGGUGUCGGCAAACCCAGUGCUGCCUCACAGCCCGUCAAAAUCAUGGAUCCAAUCGAGCGUCCCAGCCCCCCUCUGAACCUGUCCUGGGAGGACCAGAACAAGAGCUCAGUGCAGCUCACCUGGGAGACUCCACUGAAGAACGGAGGCAGCAUGAUCACCGGAUACAUCAUUGAACGCUGUGAGGACGGUUCUGACAAGUGGCUCCGCUGCAACGCCCGUCUCUGCCCUGACCUCUUCUACAAGGUGUCAGGUCUGAAAUAUGGGACUAAGUACAACUACAGAGUGUUUGCUGAAAACGCUGCCGGAGUCUCUGAGCCUUCAAACAUCAUCGGACCUCUGCUAGCUGACGACCCACAUGUUGGUCCAAGCUUUGACCUGAGUGCUUUUAAAGAUGGCCUGGAAGUGAUUGUUCCCCAGCCUCUCACCAUCAGAGUCCCCAUAACUGGAUAUCCAAUACCUGUUGCUAAGUGGACCUUCGGAGAGAAGGAGCUAUCCAGCGUGCAUGAUGAGCGGGUUUUCCUCAUGACAAAGUCAACAUUUACAGAACUAAUGGUCACUCCGAGUGUCCGUCCAGACAAAGGCAUCUACACGCUACAUCUGGAGAAUGAUGUCACAUCGGUCUCUGGAGAGAUUGAAGUCAAUGUUAUUGCUGCACCCAGUGCUCCAAAGGACUUCAAGGUCCUUGAGGUGACUCGGCAGCAUGUCCACCUGAGCUGGGAGGCUCCAGAGCAUGAUGGAGGAAGUCCUCUGAUUGGCUACCAGGUGGAGAAACGAGACGUGUCCCGCAAGACCUGGGUCAAGGUGACCACAGGGAUCCAGGAUCUGGAGUUCACCGUUACUGACGUGGUUGAAGGGAAGGAGUAUUUGUUCAGAGUCACCGCCUGCAACAAAUGUGGACCGGGAGAGCCAGCGUAUAUUGACGAGCCAGUUAACGUCUCCUCUCCUGCAACUGUCCCCGACCCUCCAGAAAACCUGAGGUGGAGGGACAAGUCAGCCAGUGGCAUCUUCCUGACCUGGGAGCCGCCAAAGUAUGAUGGCGGAAGCGGCAUCCGGGGCUACAAUGUUGAACGCUGUCAGAGAGGAACGGAUAAGUGGGAGCCCUGUGGGGACUUGGUACCUGAGCUGAAGUGCCAGGUGACGAAUCUUAUUGAGGGUCAGUGGUACUCUUACAGAAUCAGAGCCCUGAACCGACUUGGAGCCAGCCGGCCCUGCAAAGCCACUGAUGAGAUCCAGGCUGUUGAUCCUAAAGAGCCUCCAGAGAUCCAGCUGGAUGCCAAGCUUCUGGCUGGUCUGACUGCUAAGGCUGGCAGCAAGAUUGAACUUCCUGCUGAUGUGACAGGUAAGCCUGAGCCACGAGUCAAGUGGACCAAAGCCGACCUGGUCCUCAAACCAGACGACAGGGUGUCCAUCGACACCAAGCCAGGACACUCCAUGGUUACCAUCGCCAAGACAAAGAGAGAUGACAGUUCCACUUAUAUCAUCGAAGCCACCAACAGCAGCGGUCGUGCCACUGCCACUGUGGAUGUCAACAUCCUUGAUAAGCCUGGUCCCCCUGCUGCUUUUGACAUUUCUGAAAUCACCAAUGAGUCCUGCUUUCUGGCUUGGAACCCUCCACGUGAUGAUGGUGGCUCCAAAGUUACCAACUAUAUUGUUGAACGGCGAGCUGCUGAUAGUGAGAUCUGGCACAGACUGUCCUCCACUGUGAAGCUGACCACAUACAAAGCUACCAGUCUGAUCAAGUUCAAAGACUAUAUCUUCAGAGUAUUUGCUGAAAACCAGUUUGGUGUUGGUCCAGCUGCUGAACACCCAUCAAUCACUGCUAAAUACCCCUUUGAUACUCCCGGGGCUCCUUACAAGCUGGAGGCUUCAGAUAUUGCAAAGGACUCUCUGAAUCUGAACUGGUAUGAGCCCGAUGAGGAUGGAGGAAGCCCAAUUACUGGAUACUGGGUGGAGAGAUACGAAGCUGACCAUGACAAGUGGAUAAGAUGCAACAAGCUGCCAGUCAAAGACACAAACUACAGGGUCAAAGGUCUUCCAACCAGGAAGAAGUAUAAGUUCCGAGUCCUUGCUGAGAAUCUGGCCGGAACUGGGAAACCCAGCAAGGAGACAGAUCCAAUCCUUGUUAAAGAUCCUAUUGACCCUCCAUGGCCCCCUGGCAAACCCACAGUGAAGGACGUAGCUAAGACGUCAUGCUUCCUAAUGUGGACCAAACCAGAGCAUGAUGGCGGAGCAAAGAUUGAUAGCUAUGUCAUUGAGAUGCUAAAGACCGGCACCACGGACUGGAUCCGUGUGGCAGAGAACAUCCCCAUGCUGGAAUAUUUCCUAAAGGGCCUGAUGGAGAAGCAGGAGUACUCGUUCAGAGUGCGAGCUGUUAACGUGGCUGGAGAGAGCGAACCCAGUGAACCCAGUGACCCAGUGCUCUGCAAAGAGAGACUCAACCCUCCCUCAGCUCCACGCUGGUUAGAGGUUGUCAACAUCAGCAGGAACAGUGCUGAGCUGAAAUGGGCGGUUCCUGAGCGCAAUGGAGGUUCAGCCAUCACCAACUACAUUGUGGAGAAACGUGAUGUGAGGCGUAAAGGUUGGCAGACUGUGGACACCACAGUCAAAGAGCUGAAGUGCGACGUGAAACCGCUCAAUGAAGGGUCGCUUUAUGUGUUCCGUGUUGCUGCUGAGAACGCUGUGGGUGUCGGACCCUUCUGUGAGAUGGAGGACUCUGUGCUGGCAAAAGACACUUUCAGUACUCCUGGCCCACCCUACGCUCUCGCUGUCAGUGCUGUGACCAAAAGAUAUGUGGACUUGCAGUGGGAGGCACCGAAAAACGAUGGUGGAAGACCCAUCCUCAGGUAUUCCAUUGAGAAAAAAGAGAAGCUUGGAACUCGCUGGGUGAAAUGUGGGAAGACCUCGGGUCCAGACUGUAAGUACAGGGUAACAGACGUCAUUGAGGGAACAGAGGUUCAGUUCCAGGUCCGAGCUGAGAACGAGGCUGGCAGUGGACACCCAAGUGAACCCACCGAGAUUCUCACCAUAGAAGAUCCAACAGGCAUCCCAUCACCACCCAUUGAAUUACACGUGACUGGAGCCAGCCGAGACUUCCUGGCAAUUGCCUGGAAACCUCCACAAACAGAUGGCGGUGCCCCUGUCAGAGGAUACCACAUUGAGAUGUGCGAGGCUGGAACUGAGAAGUGGAUGAGGGUGAACUCCCGUCCAGUGAAGGAGCUCAAGUACCGUGUAGAGGAGGGUGUGACCCCUGAAAAGGAGUACAUUCUGAGAGUGAGGGCCGUUAAUGCUAUCGGAGAGAGCGAACCGUCGGACAUCUCUGAAAAUGUCUUUGCCAAAGACUCUGACUGCAACCCAACUCUGGAAUUCCAGACUCUGGAUCUAGUUGUUGUGGAAACAGAAAAGCUGCACAUCCCAGUUCCCUUUAGAGCAGUCCCCUUACCUAAAAUCACCUGGCACAAAGAUGGCAAAGAGCUGAAGGCGGAUGAACGCCUUGGCUUUAGGAAGGAGUAUACCUCCUGUCACCUGGAGAUUGACAUCAGUCUUCAUGCCGAUGCUGGAGUGUACAAAGUGACACUAGAAAACAAGCUGGGAAGUGCCAGUGCCACCAUCAAUGUCAAAGUCAUCGGGCUUCCUGGUCCUUGCAAGGAAAUUGUGGCUUCUGAGAUCACAAAGAGCUCCUGUAAAGUUUCAUGGGAUCCACCAGAUUAUGAUGGUGGUAGUCCAAUUCUUCACUAUGUCUUGCAGCGGCGUGAGGCCGGCAGGAGGACAUACGUCAACAUAAUGUCAGGAGAGUGCAAGGUGAGCUGGGUGGUCAAAGAUCUCAUCCACAAUGGAGAGUACUACUUCAGGGUCCAGGCCGUUAACAAGAUUGGAGGAGGAGAGUUCAUCGAGCUCCGCAACCCAGUCAUCGCCGAGGACCAGAAACAUGCUCCUGACCCACCAGUGGAUGUGGAAACCCACAACCCAACAUCCAGUACUGUUACUCUAACCUGGAAGCCUCCCAUGUAUGAUGGUGGCUCCAAAAUCAUGGGCUACAUCCUAGAGAAGCAGCAGAAAGGAGAGGACAAGUGGGAGAGGUGCAAUGACUUCCUGGUGCCUGUACUAUCCUACACCGUCAGAGGAUUGAUUGAAGGAAAGAACUUCACCUUUAGAGUCAGAGCUGAAAAUGCUGCUGGGAUCAGUGAGCCAUCACGCAACACGCCAUUUAUCAAGGCCGCUGAUACCAUUGAUCCUCCAAAGGUUUUCCUGAGUGGCAGCUUGCAGUCUGGUCUCGCCGUGAAGCGAGGCUACGAGAUCUGCCUGGAUGCCAACAUUUCAGGAUCUCCGUACCCUCAGAUCACCUGGUACUGGAACAACCAAUCAAUUCAGCCUGAGCCACUCCGGAAGAGACCUGAAAAACCCCUGAAGAAGAAGGUGGAAAAGAAGGAAGAGGAAAAGAAGGAGGAAAAGGAGAAAGAAGAGGGGACAGCUGAGAAGAAAGAGGAGAAGGAGGGAGAGGUGAAAGAACCUGAGGAAAAAGAAGGCGAGGUGAAAAAAGAAGGCGAGGUGAAAAAGGAGGAGGAAGUUCCACAACCAGAGGUCGAGGAGCCAGACUACCCCACCAUAAAUGAACGCCUGGCCAUCGACAAUAGCCACAAGGGUGUAUCCUCUAUCGUUAUCAGGGACUCGAUUCGCCCUGAUCAUGGUGUCUACAUGGUGAAGGUGGAGAACGACCAUGGCAUUGCCUCGGCAACCUGCGAGGUCAACAUACUCGAUACUCCCGGGCCUCCCGUAAACUUUAGAUUCGAGGAGGUGAGGAAGAACUCUGUGAUCUGCAAGUGGGAUCCCCCUCUGGAUGAUGGUGGCAGCGAGAUUCUCAACUACACCCUGGAACAGAAAGACAACUCCAAGCUGGAGAUUGGUUGGAGCACCGUUACCGCAAUAUUGAAAGGAUGUCGUUACUUGGUGCCCAAACUCAUUGAAAAGAAGGAGUACAUCUUUAGGGUCGUGGCUGAGAACAAGUAUGGUGCAGGCCCACCCUGUGUCUCCAAACCGGUCAUUGCCAAGAAUCCUUUUGAACCUCCCGAAGCACCUGAUAAACCACAAGUUGAUGACAUCACAGCCAAUAGCAUGUUGGUCACAUGGAAUGAACCAAAUGAUAAUGGCAGCCCCAUCUUGGGAUACUGGGUGGAGCGCCGUGAGAUCAACAGCUCACACUGGGCACGUGUAAAUAGGAACAUCAUCCCUGUCCCUGAGCUAAAUGUUGAAGGUCUGAUCGAGGGGCUGACUUACAUCUUUAGAGUUGCUGCCGAAAACCAGGCCGGCCCUGGAAAGUUCAGUGUUCCCUCUGAACCCAAGACUGCCCAGCCAGCAAUUUUGCCUCCAGGUCCUCCAGUUGCCCGAGUGGCAGCAACUACUGACCACUCCAUCGAAGUUGAGUGGGACCCGCCUGCUGACAAUGGAGGUGGGGAAAUCCUGGGAUAUCAUGUGGAUAAGGCUAUGGCUGGUACCAAGGACUGGUCAAGAUCUACGGAACGUCCGUGGAAGACUCGGAACUUCACUGUUUAUGGAGUCAGAGAGGGAGCAAAGUACACGGUCAGAGUCAUUGCCUGUAAUGCUGCUGGAGAGGGAACACCAGGAUUCACAGAGUCUGUAUUCGUCAGAAAUCCUGCAGAGAUCCCAGUAAUUGAAUUGGAUCUGUCUGUCAAGAAUGGCGUCGUGAUCAGAGCUGGAGAAAACCUCCUUAUACCUGCUACAGUCACAGGUAAACCCUACCCAGCCAUCACCUGGACCAAGGAUGAUGGCAAACCCGACAAAGACCGUGCGGAGAUCCUCACUGAGGACAACAACAGCAUCUUUUCAGUCAAGAAUGUCCAGAGGAAAGACUGCGGAAAAUAUCAAAUCUCCGCUUGCAACCCCAGUGGCAUCAAGUCUGCAUGGACCAGAGUGGAGGUCAUGGAUGUCCCGGGACCUGUCACAGACCUGAAGCCUGUUGUUGUCACUCGUAAGAUGAUCUUUCUGAACUGGGAUGACCCUGAAGACGAUGGAGGCAGUGACUUGACCGGCUUCCUCGUGGAGCGAAGAGAUCCCAAGAUGCACACAUGGAGGCAACCUGUUGAAACCGCCUCGUCCAAGUGUGAGUGUGUGGGCAUUAUGGAGGGACAAGAAUACCUGUUCCGUGUCAUCGCCAAGAACAAAUACGGCCUGGGCCCACCUGUUGAGCUAGGACCCAUCAAGGCUGUAGACCCACAGGGCCCGCCAUCAUAUCCUGAGAAGUUCCACUACACUGAACGCACAAAGAACUCCAUCACGUUCGCCUGGAAACCACCACGUAAUGAUGGCGGCAGCCCUAUCAUUGGUUACUUUGUUGAGAAAAAGAGGCAGGACCAGCAGGCCUUUGAGCCCUGCAACACUGAGAUCUGUCCCAACAUGACUAUGACUGUGGAGGGCCUGGAUGAUGCCUGGAUGUACGAGUUCAGAAUCAAGUGUGCCAACCUUAUUGGAGAGAGUGAGCCAUCCAUCCCACUGACUGUGGUUAUCCAAGAUGAUGAAGUGUCUCCUGAGAUUCACAUGCUGAAGCAGUUCAAAGGGGACACCAUUACUGUGAAGAAGGGUGAAUCCAUCGAGAUCCCAGCUGAUGUCCUGGGACUCCCCAUCCCUAAGAUUGAGUGGUCUAAGGAUGACGUAGUGAUCGAGAAGCCUACUGAGACUCUACUGAUGGAGACAAAUGUGACUGGCAGAAUGAAUUGCAAGACCAUGCUGUCCAUCCCAGCAGCCAACAGGAGGGACCGUGGCAGUUACACUGUGGCUGCCUCCAACAACAUGGGUUCAGCCACGCACACGGUCUAUGUCAUGGUGCUUGACCGACCAACUCCACCAAGGAAUGUGACAGUAACCAAUAUCAGAGGUGAGUCCUGCUACCUCAACUGGCACGCACCACUUGAUAAUGGCGGAAGUGAACUGACCAACUACAUCAUUGAGAAGAAGGAAGUGGUAACAGAGGUGCCUGAGGUGGAAGAGGGACAGGAAGCUCCACCUGAACCGCAGUGGGAGGAGGUUACAAAUAGUAUAAUUGAGAGAAAAUAUGAGGUCUGGAACCUGGAAGACAAAAAGACCUACCUUUUCCGGGUACGGGCUGAGAACCGCUACGGUAAAUCUGAUCCCUGCACAACUGAGGAAGUUCAAAUUAUAGACCCCUUCGGCCUUCCUGGCCCUCCAGAGAAACCAACAAUUGCAGAGUACUGCAAGACCUCCAUGACUCUAACCUGGGAACCUCCCAGAGAUAAUGGAGGCUCCACGAUUAUUGGUUACUGGCUGGAAAAAAGAGAGAAAGGUACUGCUUACUGGGCUAAAGUCAAUAAGAUGCCCAUCACAAAGAGGGGCAUGAAAGGCUGGGAGUACCAGGUGACACGUCUGUUUGAAGGAACAGAGUACGAGUUUAGGGUCGCAGCCUGUAAUUCAGCAGGAACCGGACCUUUCAGUGGACCAUCUGACUCUGCCUUUGCUGUUGACCCUCUCACUCCUCCAAGCAUGCCUGCUGCUCCCGAGGUGGCCGAUAAGACAAAACACAAUGUCACACUCUCCUGGAAACCACCAGAGAGUGAUGGUGGCAGUCCCAUCAAGGGCUACAUUAUCCAGAUACAGGAUGAGGGGACAUCAGAGUGGGUGAGAGUAAAUGAUCCUGAAACCCUGCACCCCACUACUGAGUUUACAGUGCCAAGCCUCCGCGAGCUGAAGCGCUACCGGUUCAGGAUCAUUGCUGUCAAUGACAUUGGAGAGUCUGAUCCCAGCCCCCGCACUAGUGAAGUUCUUAUUGAGGAUGUCCAACUUCCACCUUCAAUCACACUUGAUGUGAUGGCAGAUGACCUGGUUUCCAUCCGUGCUGGAGAUCCCAUUAGAAUCCCCACCACCAUCAAAGGCCGGCCCACUCCUAAGGUAACCUGGGACUUUGACGGCAAAGCCAAGUCGCACAAGAAAAACAAACUCCACACACUGCCUGUGGACUCUGAGGUGGAGUCCACAGACACCACUUCUGUUGUGACUAUACCUGUCAGUCUGAGGACUCACUCUGGACGUUACACCAUCACAGCCAAGAACAAGUCUGGACAGAAACACCUCAACAUCAGGGUCAUUGUCCUCGAUGUUCCCGGACCUCCAAAGGACUUAAAGAUUACUGACAUCACCCGAUCAACCAUGAGGCUGAUCUGGAAGCUCCCCAAUACAGAUGGAGGAGAGCGAAUCAAGAGUUACUUUAUUGAGAAGAAAUCUGUGACCGACAAGGCCUGGACCAAGGUUAAUGUAGCCUGUGCUAGCCAGGCCUACGUGGUGCCAGGACUGCUAGAGGGUCAGGACUACCUGUUCAGAGUGCGAGCAGAGAACCGAUUGGGAUUCGGCCCGUUCACUGUCACCACUGAACCUGUCCGGGCCAGAGACCCCAUCUACCCACCUGACCCCCCCACCAAGCUGAAGGUUAACCUGGUGACAAAGAACACUGUCACCUUGAGCUGGGAGGCUCCCAAAAAUAAUGGUGGCUCUCCUGUGAAGCAUUACAUCAUUGAACGAUUGAGCUGGGACACCACCGGCAAGGAGAAAGAGACCUGGAAACAGUGCAACAAGAGAGAUGUGGAAGAGCUCACCUUCGUGGUGGAGGAUCUCAAAGAGGGAGGAGAAUAUGAGUUCAGAGUAAAAGCUGUAAAUGCUGCUGGACCCAGCCGACCCUCUGCCACCAUUGGACCCAUGGUCAUCAAGGAUCAGACAUGUCCGCCCACUAUUGAACUACGUGAGGCUAUGGAGGGAGAGGAGGGCUGUGACAUCAGCAUUGUCGCAAAAGUUAGCGGCUGUCCGUUCCCCAGCCUCGUUUGGCACAAAGCCAGUCUGGACAAACCUGAGGAGAAGUCUGCCAUUCAGUAUGACCAACACAUCAACAAACUAGUAACCCAGGAUAAGUGCACCCUUCUAAUACAGCAAGCCAGCAGGCAUGACAGCUCACUCUACAGCCUGACCGCCACUAAUAGUCUGGGCACUGUUUGCAAGGGCAUCAAGCUCUCAGUGUUUGGGCCUCCUGGUCCCCCAGUCGGACCAGUCAAGUUCACGGAGGUGUUUGCAGAAAGAAUAGGCCUCGCCUGGAACCCUCCCAUCGAUGACGGUGGAUCUAAGAUCACCAACUACGUGGUUGAGAAGCGUGAGGAGAACAGGAAAUCGUGGGUCCAUGUCUCCAAUGAUCCCAAAGAGUGUACCUAUGUGGUAACCCGGCUGACCGAGAACCAUGAGUAUGAGUUCAGAGUCAUGGCUCAAAACAAGUUUGGAGUAGGCCCACCACUGGUCAGUGAUCCAGAGAAGGCCAGAAAUCUCUUCACUGUCCCCGGUCAGUGUGAGAAGCCCACUGUGACCGAAGUCUGUCUGGAGUCAAUGACUGUCAACUGGGAAGAACCCAAGUACGAUGGCGGGUCCCCCGUCACUGGCUACAUCAUCGAGAAGAAGGAGACCACUGCCAAGCGCUGGAUCCGUGUCAACCGUGAGCCCAUUAGGGCACUGCCACUGGGCAACAACUGGGAUGUCACUGGGCUACUGGAAGGGGCCCUAUACCAGUUCAGGGUCAUUGCUGUCAAUGCUGCUGGCUGUGGACUGCCCAGUAUACCUUCUGACCCCAUACUCUGCAGAGACCCCAUCAAGCCUCCUGGACCGCCCACUCCAAAGGUAACAGACUGGACAAAGUCUACAGUUGAGCUCGAGUGGAUACCGCCUCUGGUGGACGGAGGGUCAAAAGUCACAGGCUACAUUGUGGAGUUCAAGGAGGUGAACAAGGAGGAAGAGGAGAAGAAAGCUCAGAGGAGGCUACUCCUGAGUGUAGCUGAAGAGGAGAAGGAAACAGAAACUGAAGAGGCCUGGGAGAAGGCAAAGGACACUGAGAUCAGAGGAACUAAAUUUGUGGUGGCUGGCCUUAAGGAAGGUGGUCUGUACCGCUUCAGAGUCCGAGCUGUGAAUGCUGCUGGAGUAGGAGACCCUGGAUUAGUGUCUGAGCUAAUUGAGGUCAAAGACAGAACAAUUCCUCCUGAGAUGGAUCUUGACGCCUCAGUGAAGGAGAAAAUCGUAGUCCAUGCCGGUGGCACCAUCCGCAUUAUCGCCUACGUGUCCGGCAAACCUGCCCCACAGAUCACUUGGUGCCGGGAUGACAGUGAGGUGCCCAAAGAGGCCGUGGUGGAGACGACAGGCAUCUCUAAUUCACUGGUCAUUAAGAACUGCAGACGCCAACACCAGGGCAUUUAUACACUAAGUGCAAAGAACGAGGGCGGAGAGAGGAAGAAGGCGGUCAUUGUUGAGGUCCUGGACGUUCCUGGACCAGUUGGUCUUCCCUUCGCUGGAGAGAACCUGACCAAUGACUCCUGCAAGCUGACCUGGUACUCCCCUGAGGAUGAUGGCGGCUCAGCCAUUACCAACUAUAUUAUUGAGAAGAGAGAGUCAGACCGCAUGGGUUGGACCUCUGUAUCUUACACAGUGACAAGAAACAAUGCUGUAGUACAAGGACUCAUCGAUGGCAAGGGCUACUUCUUCAGGAUUGCAGCUGAGAACAUCAUAGGCAUGGGACCUUUCGUCGAGACCGACAAGAUGGUUCUCAUCAAAGAUCCCAUCUCUGUCCCAGAGCGUCCUGAGGAUCUAAUCAUCACAGCUAUUACCAAAGACUCCAUCUCCGUCACCUGGAGACCACCCAAAUAUGAUGGUGGUGCAGAUGUGACCAGCUAUGUCCUUGAGUCCCGAAUGAUAGGCCAUGACAGCUUUGUGAGAGUAGGCGGAGAGGACAAGCUGAUGGACAGACGGUUCACACUAACUGGGCUGAAGGAAGGCUCAAGCCAUGAGUUCAGAGUCUCAGCUGUCAACCAGGUGGGACAAGGCAAACCAUCUUUUGCCACCAAACCUGUGCAGUGCAAGGAUGAACUUGAGCCACCGACUCUGGACCUGGACUUCAGGGAAAAGCUCAUGGUAAAGGUGGGAGACACCUGCAUGCUGUCGGGACGCUACAGUGGCAAACCGGCCCCUGCUAUCACCUGGGCAAAGAAUGAUGAGGACCUGAAGGCAGAUGAGGAAAUCAGCCUCCACAGCACCACCCACCACCUCAGCCUCAACAUCAGCAAGGCCAAGAGAGAACACAGCGGCCGCUAUUGUGUCAGCGUGGAGAAUGCUGCUGGCACUCGCUCGGGAAUCUGCACCAUCACUGUGGUCGACCGUCCUCAGCCACCAGAGGGACCCGUAGAGUUCAACGAAGUCUACAGGAAUUACAUGGUAAUCACCUGGAAGCCGCCUCUGGAUGACGGAGGCUGUGCUGUCUCCAACUACAUCAUUGAGAAGAGAGAUACCAACAGAGACCUAUGGAUGCCUGUCACCUCAUCCUGUACCAGAACCACCUGCAGAGUGCCAAAGCUAAUCGAGGGCCGGGAGUACAUCAUUCGUAUAAUGGCUCAAAACAUCUAUGGCAUCAGUGACCCUCUUCUGUCUACAGAGACUAAAGCUAGAGACAUUUUCAAGACACCAGAUGCUCCCAAGCAGCCUCUGGUGAAGGAAGUUUACCAUGACUCUGCCCUAAUCAGCUGGGAGCCACCUGCUGAUGGAGGGAAACCAAUCACAGGCUACAUUGUGGAGAGGAAGGAGACCAUGGCCAACAGGUGGGUUCGCUGCAACACAGAAAGAAUCCAUCCUAAGGUGGAGUAUUGGGUGACCGACCUCCUGAAAGGCUGCGAGUAUGAGUUCAGGGUCAGUGCUGAGAAUGAAGUGGGAGCUGGAGACCCAAGCCCACCAUCUAAACCGGUCUUUGCCAAAGAUCCCAUUGUGAAACCUAGUCCGCCAGUGAAUCUAAAGGCUAUCGACUUUACCAAAGAGUCAGUUACCCUGUCAUGGGAGCCACCCACCGACACUGGCAGAGGAAAAAUCUUUGGAUACUUGCUGGAGUUCCAGGCAGCUGGAAAGGAGGAAUGGCUCAAGGUGAACCAGACUCCAGACUCCUGCAAAGAAACCAAGUUUAAGGUUAUCAACUUGGAAGAUGGUGUUUUGUACCGCUUCAGAGUCAUGGCUGUCAACGCUGCUGGGGAGUCCAACCCAGCCAACCUUACUGAGCCGAUUAGAGUACAGGACAGACUUGAGCCUCCAGAGUUGAUUCUGGAUGCCGGAAUGACCCGAGAAAUUAAAGCCAUGGCUGGCACUCAUAUUGCUCUGAUAGCCGGCAUCAAAGGUGUCCCAUUUCCCACUGUCACCUGGAAGAAGAAUGACGCAGAAGUUCCCCCUCGGGCAGAUAUCGAAACCAACCAGACAGGCACCAAGCUGGAGAUGAGGUUCUGCCAUCGUGGUGACUGUGGAGAUUACACCCUAACUGUGGAGAAUCCAGCAGGAACCAAGACUGUCACCUGCACUGUGCUAGUUCUUGACAAACCUGGUCCUGUACAGCACCUCCGUGUGUCUGAUGUCAGGAGUGACUCUGCCUACCUGUCCUGGAAAGAUCCAGAGGAUAAUGGUGGUACUCGCAUCACUAACUUUGUGGUAGAGAAGAAAGACACAGCUUCCACUCAGUGGGUCCCUGUCUGCUCUACAUCAAAGAAACGCAGUAUGAUGUUGAAGCACCUGAUGGAGGGCACGUCCUACUCGUUUAGAGUUGCCACUGAAAACCAGUUCGGCCGCAGCGAAUAUGUCGAGACACCAAAGGCCAUCAAGGCAAUGAACCCACUCUUCCCUCCUGGUCCUCCCAAAGACCUGCAUCAUGUUGAUGUGGACAAGACUGAGGUAUGGUUAGCAUGGAACUGGCCUGAUCGCAAUGGAGGAAGUGAAAUCAUAGGCUUUCUGGUUGAGUACCAGGAAGAGGGAGAGAAAGAGUGGUAUGAAUGGAAAACUGUCAGCAUCCCUGAGAGUCAUGUGACUGGUCUGGAGGAAGGAAAAACCUACCGCUUCAGAGUGAGGGCUGAGAAUGCCAUUGGCCUCAGCAGACCUGAUACCACAGUGCCUAUCCUCUGCCAGGAGAAACUAGUGCCCCCAAUUGUUGAAGUUGAUGUUAAACUCACUGAAGGCAUCAUUGUGAAGGCCGGGACUACCAUCAGACUGCCAGCUAUAAUGAGAGGAAUCCCUGUCCCAACUGCCAAGUGGUCCAUCGAAGGAGAGGAGAUCACCAGCCAGGGCAACAUUAAGAUUGACACUGAUAAUUUCUCCACUAUUCUCAGCAUUAAUGAGUGCACCAGAAACCACACUGGAACCUACCUGCUCACUGUGUCCAACCCAGCAGGAACCAAGACGGUGGCCUUAAAUGUCACUGUACUCGAUGUUCCAGCUGCUCCGAUUGGACCUGUCAACAUAUUGGAGGUCAUGCCAGAUUCCAUGACAAUUGAAUGGCGUCCUCCUAAAGAUGAUGGUGGGAGCCCUAUAACCAAUUACAUUGUGGAGAAAAGAGAGUCCAACAAAGAGACAUGGGGAGGUGUGAGUUCUGGUAGUCUUGCAACGCAGCUCCGGAUCGCUCGCCUUCAGAAAGGAGUAGAAUAUGUAGUCCGCAUUCGUGCUGAGAACAAGAUGGGCAUUGGUGCUCCUCUGGAGAGCAAGCCCACUGUUGCUGAGCACUCAUUCAUGCCCCCUAGUGCACCUGGUAAGCCACAAUCCUAUGAUACCUCAGAGGAUGCUGUUACACUUGGCUGGACUAUGCCCCUAACUGAUGGUGGCAGUCAGAUCACUGGCUACAUCAUUGAGCGCAGACACAAGGGAGGAAAGUGGAUCCGUGUCAACAAGACACCUUGCAAGGACCUGAGGUACCGAGUCCUGGGCCUCUACGAGGGCAGCGAGUAUGAGUUCAGAGUGUUUGCUGAAAAUAUUGCUGGAUUUAGUGGCCCCUCCCCAGUCUCCGACCCCUGCAAGCCCUGCAGGCCCAUCACUGUCCCGAGUCCCCCUGUCAAUCCUAAAGUUAAAGAUUACAGCAGGGCCACUGCUGACCUGGUGUGGACCAAACCUACCAAAGAUGGAGGCAGCCCAAUCCUUGGUUACACUGUGGAGAUGAAGAAAGCUAGCGCUGAAGAAUGGAAAAAAGUCAACCUGGAUGACUUGAUCAAGCAGUGUGCCUACAGGGUGAAGGGUCUGGAAGAGGGUGUGACCUAUAGAUUCAGAGUCUUUGCUUCAAACAUGAUUGGAGACGGGGAGCCAAGAGAAAUCCCAGAAUCAGUCACUGCUCAGGAUAUUCUUAUACCUCCAGAGAUUGAGAUGGAGGCCACUUGUCGAGAUUGUGUUACUGUGCGUGUUGGACACAACAUCAACAUCAUUGGUUACAUCAAGGCUCGCCCUGAUCCUGAAGUUUUUUGGUCAAAAGAAGAGACUAUUCUAGAGAACAGCAAACGUGUUACCAUCCUGCAGAAUCUUCCUUUAGUCCACCUAAAGAUCAAGGAAGCUACAAGGAAUGACCAUGGCAAAUAUAUUCUGAAAGCUUCAAAUGAAGGUGGUGAGGCUUCCCGCACAAUCACAGUUAAUGUUCUAGACCGACCCAGCCACUGCCAGAAUCUGAAUGUGACCUAUGUCACUAAGGGCUCAUGCAUGAUCAACUGGGAGAGCCCUAAGGACAAUGGUGGAUCCGAGAUCACCAACUACAUUGUGGAGUGCAGAGAGCCUAGUAUUAGCAUGUGGUCUAUGAUCUCUUCCCACUGCACUAAUCGUAAGAUCAAGGCAAAGCUGAUGGAAGGCCAUGAGUACCUGUUCCGUGUCUGUGCUGAGAACAAAAUAGGACCAGGACCCUCCGUGGAGAUCAAAACUCCUACAUUGGCCAUGGACCCUAUUGACAAGCCCGGCGAGCCUGAGAACUUCAGAGCAAUUGACAUUGGUAAGAACUAUGUCAAUUUGAGGUGGCGGAAGCCUGACUAUGAUGGUGGAAGCCCCCAUCUCUCCUACAACCUGGAGUGUAAAACUAAAGAUGCGGAGGAGUGGGAAAAACUCAACACCACUACUCUCACAGACACCUUCUUUUUGGCUGAUAAAUGUGUGGAAAAUCAGACGUACACCUUCAGAGUGCAGACUGUCAGUGAAGGAGGUGAGAGUGCCUGGGUAAAACUUGCAGAUAUUCUGGUGAGGGAGGAGAUCCAGAAGCCUGUCAUUGACCUGAAGUUGGCUGGAACACUGACAGUAAAAGCUGGAGAGUCAGUCAGGAUGGAGGCUGCUCUGAGAGGAAAGCCCCAGCCUGAGGUUAAAUGGAUGAAAGAUAAGGCUACUGGAGACAAUCCCAGAAUAAGCUAUGAAACUGGCCCAGACUACUCAAAAUUUCUGAUGACUAAGUCCAAGCGUAGUGACACAGGAAAAUACAUUAUCACUGCCACCAACUCGGGUGGGACUUUCACAGCAUAUGCCAAUGUUAAUGUCCUGGACGUUCCCGGCCCAGUGAGAGACCUGAGGAUUACUGGCAUUGGAGCUGACAAGUGCAGAGUGGUUUGGGAUGCUCCAGAGGAUGAUGGAGGUUGUGAGGUGGACAGCUACAUUCUAGAGAAAUGUGAAACCAGGAGGAUGGUUUGGUCCACAUAUUCAGCCUCUGUGGUCACACCAUACUGCAACGUCACUCGUUUGGUGGAGGGCAAUGAAUACAUAUUCAGAGUGCGGGCAGAAAACAAGAUGGGAACUGGCCCUGCCAUGGACAGUAAGCCUAUAACUGUCAAGACUCAGUUCAACAAACCUGGACCCCCUGAUGCCCCUGAAGUCACCAAGGUGAGCAAAGAUGAGAUGACUGUGGUCUGGGCUCCUCCUGAGAAUGAUGGAGGAAAGUCAAUCACUGGUUACAUCCUUGAAAGGAAGGAGAAGAGGGCAGUGCGCUGGGUGCCCUGCACUAAGAGCCCAAUCUCUGAGAGACGCAUGAAAGUAACCAACCUGAUUCCAAACCAUGAGUACCAGUUCAGAGUGAGAGCUGAGAAUGAUGUCGGUCUGGGAGAUCCCAGUAAACCCUGCAGACCAGUUGCAGCCAAAGAUCCUAUUGAGCCACCUGGUCCCCCUGCAGCCCUGAAGGUGGCCGACAGCACAAAAACCUCUAUCACUCUGUCCUGGUCUAAACCUGUCUAUGACGGUGGCGCCCCCAUUAUUGGCUAUAGCUUGGACAUGAGGCUGAAAAGUGAGGCGGACCCUGAGAAUCCCACAGUGGGCUGGAAGAGAAUUGAUACUCAUGGACCACUGGUGCUCACAGAAUUUACUAUUGGCCAGCUUGAUGAAAAGCAGGAGUAUGAGUUCAAGGUGUCAGCCCAAAACCAGGUGGGCUGGGGACGCCAUGCUUAUUUGAAGGAGGCAGUGUCUCCCAAGGAGAUCCUGGAGGCUCCAGAAAUUGAGCUGGAUGCCAGUCUGAGGAAAGGCCUUUCUGUGAGGGCUGGUUGUCCUAUAAGGCUUUUCGCCGUGAUCAGAGGAAGGCCUGCCCCCAAGGUUACGUGGAAGCGGUUGGGUGUGGACAAUGUAAUCCGCCGAGGUCACGUGGACCAGGUUGACACCAUGUCCUUCCUUGUUAUCCCUGAGAGCACCAGAGAGGAUUCUGGAAAAUAUUCACUCACUCUGUCCAACUCAGCUGGAGAGAAAGCAAUAUUUGUCCGUGUCAAAGUCCUUGACACACCUGGUCCGGUUGGCAGCCUGGAUGCCACUGACAUCACCAAAACAACAGCUCAACUCUCCUGGUUGCCACCAGAGAAUGACGGAGGCAGCCCCAUCCUCAAUUACGUUGUGGAGAAACGAGAGGUUGAUAGGAAGACCUGGACCAAGUGCACAGAGGACCUGAAGAAGACUAGCUUUAAGGUCACCAACCUUACACCUGGCAUUGAGUAUUACUUCAGAGUCAUGGCCUGCAACAAGUAUGGCAUUGGAGUUCCUCAGGACUCACCCAGGUCCUACUUGGCUGUUGACCCAAUCAGUGAGCCAGACCCUCCAAAGAAGAUGGACGUGUUAGAGAUCACCAAGAAUAGUGCUACACUGGGCUGGCUAAAACCACUCAGGGAUGGAGGUGCCAAAAUCAAUGGUUAUGUGGUGGAUUACCAGGAGGAGGGUGCACCUGAGGACAAAUGGACACCAUAUUCUGUGGUCAAAGACCUGACUAUCGUGGUAGUUGGUCUGAAAGAAGGAAAGAAGUAUAAGUUCAGAGUGGCUGCUAGGAACUCAGUGGGAGUCAGUUUGGCUCGAGAGGCUGAGGGAAUGUUUGAAGUUAAGGAGCAGCUCAUGGCUCCGAAGAUAAUCAUGCCUGACAUUGUGACAGUCAGAGCUGGAUCCAAGAUGACGAUUGAGGCUAUUGUGGCAGGUAAACCUGCUCCUGUCUGCAAGUGGAAGCAGGGCAAUGAGGAUGUGCUAACCUCUGAUCGCCUGUCCAUUGUAAAGACGCUGACAACUACCUCACUUAUUAUAAAGAAUGUCACAAGAAAGGAUAGUGGUUACUACAGCCUGUCAGCUGAGAACAGUACUGCCAAGAUUAAUCAGAUCCUCAAAGUCAUCGUCAUGGACAUCCCUGGACCCCCUGAAGCUCCUUUGGAGAUCACUGAACUGGACAUGGAUGCGUGCACACUGCUCUGGAACUCGCCACAGGAGGAUGGUGGUAGCAACAUCACCAACUACAUUGUAGAGAAGUGUGAUGUUAGCCAGGGUGAUUGGAUCACCGUUUCUACAUCUUGCACAAAGACGAGCUUCAGAAUGACCAAACUGACACCUGGCAAAGAGUACAGCUUCCGUGUUCGUGCUGAAAACAGGUUUGGCGUCUCUGGGCCUACCUACUCUGAGAAGAUGAUUGCCAGAUAUCCAUUUGAUCCUCCGAGUGAACCCAGAAACCUGCAGAUAAACAAGAUCAACAAGGAUUUCGUCAUCCUAUCAUGGGAGCGUCCCAGCUCUGAUGGUGGGAGCCCCAUCAGUGGAUAUUGCAUUGAAAAGAAGGAGAGGAAUAGCCUUCUGUGGGUGAAGGCUAAUGAGACUCUGGUCAAAGCCACUCAGUACACCUGCACAGGCCUGAUCGAUGGCCUGGAGUACACCUUCAGGGUGUCAGCACAAAACCAGGCCGGACAGGGCAAACCUUGUAAACAGACAGACUUCAUCACUGCCAGGACUGCUGUCGACCCACCAGGAAAACCCGAGCCCAUGGAUGUGACCAAGAGCACUGUAUCAUUAGUGUGGGGCCGUCCAAAGCAUGACGGUGGCAGCAAGUUGAUUGGCUACUACGUGGAAUAUACAAAGCUUCCAGAAGAGAAGUGGACUCGCUGCAAUGCCAACUGCAUGAACAUCCAGACAGAGAACUAUGUGGUGACUAACCUACAGGAGGGUCAACAAUACCAGUUUAGAGUCAUCGCCAAGACCGCAAUUAACAGCAGCCUUCCAUCUGAGCUGUCUGACCCUAUUCCUGUCAUCGCAGAGAAUGUUGCUCCUCGUGUGGAAUUAGGUGUUAACAUGAAGAACCUGAUUGUGGUGAAAGCUGGAGAAAAUGUCUUCCUGGAUGCUGAGGUCUUUGGCAAACCACUUCCCAAAGUGAGCUGGAAGAAGGAUGGAGUACCUCUGGUCCUUGCUGAGGGAAUGAAGAUGUCCCAAAAGAAACAUCUUCAUCUGCUGGAGCUAUACUCUGUCACCAGGAAAGAGACUGGGGACUACACUAUCACAGCUGAAAAUGUCAAUGGCACCAAGUACGCCACCAUAAAGGUCAAAGUACUCGACAAACCAGGCCCUCCAGCCUCAGUGAAAAUUUCUAAGGUGUUUGCUGACCGUGUUAAGCUGCGAUGGGUGCCACCACUUGCAGAUGGCGGUUCUGAAAUCACUAACUACAUCAUUGAGAAGCGUGAGACUAGCAGGGCCAACUGGGCAUUGGUCACCUCAAACAUCCAUGGACACAUCACUGACUGUUCAGUGGAGAAACUUAUUGAAGGACACGAAUAUCAGUUCCGAGUCAGUGCUGAGAACCAGUAUGGUGUGGGAGAUCCCAUUAUGACUGAUGCCGUCACGGUCAAGAAUCCGUAUGAUGUUCCUGGUCCAUGUGAGCCACCUGUCAUCACCAACAUCACACAGAACUCCAUGACAGUCAGCUGGAAGGCCCCAGCCAAUGAUGGCAAGUCUCCCAUCCUUGGCUACAUGGUGGAGAAACGUGAGGCCACUGAGCUGAGCUGGGCUAAGGUUAACCGCCGACCAGUCAUUGAUAGGACCAUCAAGGCCAUUCAACUGACUGAGGGCUCUGAGUAUGAGUUCAGAGUAAUUGCUAUAAACAAGGCUGGUCUUGGGAAACCCAGCGACGCUUCAAAUGGUGCCCUGGCUGUUGACCCUGUCUAUCCUCCCGGGCCACCUGCCUUCCCCAAGGUGGUGGACUCUACCAAGACGUCAGUUAGCCUUAGCUGGACCAAACCAGCAUAUGAUGGUGGCUGUGAGAUCAUUGGAUACUUGGUUGAGUGCAAGCGAGUUGAUGCAGAGAGCUGGACAAGAUGCAAUGUGCCGAAGAAACUCCAGGCCACGAAAUUCCUGCUGACAGGCCUGAUGGACAACACUGAGUACCAGUUCAGAGUCACGGCUGUUAACAAGAUUGGCUACAGUGAGCCCAGCGAGGUGCCUGGAAACUACAUGCCUAAGGAUAUUCUAAUUGCUCCUGAUGCUGAGCUUGACGCUGACCUGAGAAAAGCUUUGGUUCUGCGAGCUGGAGUAACCAUGAGGCUCUAUGUACCACUGAGAGGACGCCCAGCACCGAAGGUGACAUGGACUAAAGUUGAUGCUAAUUUGAAGGAAAGGCAAGGACUACUGAUCAAGACAUCGGACUGGGACACCCUACUGAUGAUUGAGGAUGUUAACAGAUGUGAUUCUGGCAAAUAUGUUCUGUCACUGGAGAACAGCAGCGGCUCUAAGAGCUACACCAUCGUAGUAAAGGUCCUUGAUUCUCCGGGCCCACCCUUAAACCUGACUGUGAAGGAAACCUCCAGAACCCAUGCCUGCAUCACCUGGGAUGCCCCACUGAUUGAUGGUGGUAGUCCAGUUAAGAACUACAUCGUAGAGAAACGUUUGGCUGAGAGGAAAGCCUGGACCUGUGUGUCAGCAGAUUGUCCUAAGAUUUCCUUCAGGAUCACCAACCUGGAGGCAGGACAGGCCUACUGCUUCAGAGUUCUAGCUGAAAAUGCAUACGGCAUUGGAGAAGGCUGUGAGACCCCAGGCAGCAUCAGGGCCUCUGAGCAACCUGGUCCAGUGACAGACUUCAAAGCUCAGAAGACUACAAAGAACUCUAUCACCCUGUCCUGGAAGAAGCCCAUCAAUGAUGGUGGGAGUUUUAUUACUGCAUACAUCUUGGAGCAGGGUGAAGGCGAGGAGAAGUGGAAGCAGAUCCUGAAAGGCAAGAAUACCUCACACACUAUUGGAGAACUGACAGAAGGCAAGGAGUAUUCUUUCAGGGUCAAGGCACUCAACGAGUCUGGAGAGGGACCACCCACUGAGCUCACUGCUAUUGCAAAGGACCAAUUUGUGCUACCCGACUGCAACUUAAGUGAUCUGCACGAUGGCUGCUGUGUGGUUAAGGAGGGCAGCACAACACGCAUUAACAUCCCCAUCACUGGAGUUCCAAACCCCACUGCUACCUGGAAGAAGGGCGAUAUGGGAGUGGGUGAUACUGGCCGGAUGUGUGUUGAAGCAUCUCAGGGCAUCACCACCUUACUGAUUAGAGACUCCCAGAGAGGAGAUGCUGACACCUACACUAUAAAUGUCAGGAACAGUGCUGGCUCAAAGGACUGCAAGUUCCAGCUGAAGGUGGUUGGCAAACCCGGUAUUUGCACUGGACCCAUUACGUUUGAUGAGAUAACUGCCGAUGCCAUCACACUAGAGUGGGGACCACCCAAAGAUGAUGGUGGUGCAGAGGUGUCUAAUUACAUUGUGGAGAAGAGGAGAACAACAGAUAACAAGUGGACUACAGUGGCUUCUGCCAUCCAGAAGACCACCAUGAGAGUGAUCAGACUCCAUGACGGGAUAGAAUACAUCUUUAGAGUGUUUGCUGAGAACAAGUAUGGGGUUGGAGAACAUCUGAGGUCUGACCCAGUCGUUGCCCAGCAUCCUUUCAAUGUUCCCGGGGCACCUGCUCCACCAGAAAUUGUGAGCAUCAGGCAUGAAUCAGCCAUCCUGACUUGGGUUGAUCCAAAGGACACUGGUGGUGCCCCAGUUACUGGAUAUCACAUAGAGUAUAAGGAAAAGAACAGUCUGAUGUGGAAACGGGCGAGUAAGACUCCUCUGAGAGUAAAAGAAUGUAGAGUCACUGGACUGACAGAAGGAUUAGAAUAUGAGUUCAGGGUAAUGGCCAUGAACAUGGCUGGCCUGGGAAAGGCUAGCAAAGUAACUGAGGCCGUGGUUGCUCUGGAUCCUAUUGAUCCUCCUGGCAAGCCUGAAGUAAUCAGUGUCACCAGGAGCACAGUCACUCUGAUGUGGACAGCUCCCAAAUAUGACGGUGGCUACAAGCUUACUGGUUAUAUCAUAGAGAAACUUGAGGCCAGUGGUAAGGCCUGGAUGAAAGCAAAUCAUGUCAACAUUCAGGGCUGUGCUUUUACCGUCACUGACCUGACUGAAGGAUCCCAGUAUGAAUUUAGAGUCAGAGCUAAGAAUGCUGCAGGUGCCAUCAGUAUUCCUUCAGAGCCUACUCCGCUUUUGACCUGCAAGGAUGAAUAUGAGCCCCCAACCAUCACUAUUGACCCAGAAAUGAAAGAUGGUAUAGCCAUCAGAGCAGGAGACACAAUUGUAAUCUCAGCUUCUAAAAUUGUGGGCAAACCUCCACCUACUGCAGCGUGGUCCAAGGGAGGACGUGAGUUGAAGACUUCUGACAUUGUCACCAUCACCAGUACCCCAACCUCCUCUACUCUGGCUAUUAAGUACGCAAGUCGGAAGAACACAGGGGAGUACACUAUCACUGCCAGCAACCCCUUUGGCAUUAAGGAAGAACAUGUUAAGGUGAAGGUCUUAGAUGUUCCUGGACCUCCAGGCCCAGUUGAAGCCAGUAACAUUUCAGCCGAAAAGUGUACCCUGACCUGGCUUCCACCAGAGGAGGAUGGAGGCUCUACUAUCAAAUCCUACAUCCUUGAGAAGAGAGAAACCAGCCGACUACAGUGGACCAAGCUAGCUGAAAAUGUCAUGGAUUGCAGACACGUAGUCAGCAAACUGAUUAAAGGCAAUGAAUACAUUUUCAGAGUGUCUGCUGUGAACCAGUAUGGCACAGGAGAUUCAACCCAGUCUGCUCCAGUCAAAAUGGUUGAUAGUUUCUCACCACCAGGUCCGCCCUCAACCCCAGAGAUUGAUAAUGUUAGUAGGAAUGCUGUCACCAUUUCAUGGAAGAGACCAGUACGAGAUGGGGGAAGUGACAUUAGGGGAUACUGUGUUGAGAGGAAAGAGAGAAGAGGACUGAGAUGGGUCAGAGCCUGUAAGCGGACUAUCCCUGACCUGCGGUUUAAGGUGCAAGGCCUGAGUGAGGGAGUAGAGUACGAGUUUAGAGUCACUGCUGAGAACAAGGCUGGAUUUGGGGAGCCAAGUGAACCAUCGCGCCCUGUCAUGACAAAAGAUAUUGUGUAUCCACCCGGUCCCCCAUCCAACCCUAGAAUUACAGAAACCACCAAAACCUCAGCCACAUUCACCUGGGGCCGACCCCACUAUGAUGGUGGUCUUGAAGUAGAGGGCUACAUUGUUGAAUAUAAAAAGGAAGGACAUGAUGAUUGGGAGACAGAGACACAGUACCCACUGAAAGCUUCAGAAUACGUGAUUGGUAAACUACAAAAAGGAGGCAAAUACCACUUCAGGGUUAGUGCUGUAAACUCUGAGGGAAUAGGCGAGCCUGCAGAGGUUGAGAAAGUGACUGAAUUGGUGGACCAGGAGAUGUUGCCAGACUUUGAGCUGGAUGCUGAACUCAGAAGAACUCUGGUAGUUAGAGUUCGUGCUUCAAUCCGUAUGUUUGUUCCUAUCAAGGGUCGUCCUGUCCCUGAAGUCACAUGGAGUAAAGAUGAUGCUAACCUGAAAACACGUGCACAUAUUGACAACACAGAGUCGUACACUCUUCUGGUUAUUCCUGACUGCACAAGAUAUGAUGCUGGAAAAUACCACCUUUCUCUAGAGAAUGUUGCUGGAAAGAAGACUGGGUUUGUUAAUGUGAAAGUUCUGGAUACACCGGGACCACCAGUCAAUCUCAAACCUAGAGAGAUCACGAAGAACAGCAUCACCCUACAGUGGGAAAUUCCCAUUAUUGACGGUGGUUCUAAGAUUCGUAACUACAUUAUUGAGAAAAGAGCAGCCACUAAGAAGGCCUACACAGUGCUUAGCACCACAUGGCAGAAGUGUUCCUUCAAGAUUCCAGACCUCGAGGAGGGAGCUUACUACUAUUUCCGUGUCUCAGCUGAGAAUGACCUGGGUGUGGGUGAGCCAGCUGAAACCCCAGAGCCAAUCAGGGUAUCCCAGGCCCCCUCUGCCCCAGAAAAUUUGUAUGUCACCGAUGUUACCUCUGAUAGUGCCAGCCUUGCAUGGACCAAGCCUUUGCAUGAUGGUGGCAGCUUGAUCACUGGGUAUGUCAUUGAGGCUCAAAAGAAGGACACUGAUCAGUGGGUCCAUGUGGCCACCAUUAAGGCUCUGGAUUAUACUGUUACAGAUCUAAUUGAGGGUGCUGAAUAUACCUUCCGUAUAAUGGCAGUCAAUGCAUCAGGCAGGAGUGAUCCCCGUGAGAGCAGACCAGCUGUUAUCAAAGAGCAGACUUCUGCUCCUUCAUUUGACCUGCGUGGGGUCUACCAGAAAACGAUCAUUGCUAAGGCAGGAGAUCGGUUGAAGGUGGAGAUUCCAGUGUUGGGCAAACCAAGGCCUGUGGUUUCAUGGAAGAAAGGAGAUACAGUGCUCAAGGAGACACAAAGACUCAACAUUGAAACCACACCAACAUCAACUAUUCUCAACAUCAAUGAGAUAAAAAAGAAAGAUGGAGGCCAGUAUUCUAUGACUGGUAAAAACAUGCUGGGGGCAAUGACAGAGACAAUCACAAUCCUGGUUCAUGACAUUCCUGGACCUCCAACUGGUCCUAUUAAGCUGGAAGAAAUUUCAUGUGAUUAUGUGCUGAUGUCCUGGGACCCACCAGAAAAUGAUGGAGGGGUUCCUAUUAACAACUAUAUUGUUGAGAUGCGGGAGACCACUGGUACUUCAUGGGUAGAGCUGGCAGCUACAGUCAUCCGCACCACAUUUAAGGCAGCCAGACUCACUACAGGAACUCAGUAUCAGUUCCGCAUCAAGGCCCAGAACAGAUAUGGGAUUGGACCAAGCAUUAUCUCUGAACCAGUGGUAGCUGUCUAUCCAUUUGAUGUACCAAGCCAGCCUGGCACUCCCGUGGUCACCUCUUUCAACAAGGAUGCUAUGACCCUUAGUUGGAAUGAGCCAUCCUCUGAUGGAGGUAGUGCCAUUCUGGGCUAUCAUGUGGAAAGGAAAGAGAAAAACAGUAUUCUGUGGCAGAGGAUCAGCAAAGCCCUUGUUGUUGGAAAUCUGUUUAAAUCAACGGGCCUUAUUGAUGGAAUUGCAUAUGAACACCGUGUUAUUGCUGAAAAUAUGGCUGGUCUCAGCAAAGCCAGCAAACCCUCUGAGCCCAUGUAUGCUUUGGACCCAGUUGAUCCACCAGGCAGGCCAGUAGCACUAAAUAUUACUAGGCAUGAAGUGACCUUGUCAUGGACCAAGCCAGAGGGAGAUGGAGGAUUUUCUAUUACUGGAUACACCGUAGAGAGGAGGGAGAUGCCCAAUGGACGUUGGCUCAAAGCAAACUUCAACAACAUUCUGGAAACUAUCUACACAGUCAGUGGUCUAACUGAAGAUGCAACCUAUGAAUUCCGUGUGUUUGCUAGGAACUCAGCUGGUGCUGUUAGUGCUCCAUCCCAGUCAUCUGAAGCAAUCUUGUGCAGAGAUGACAUUGAAGAGCCCCGGCUUGAUGUAGAUGCAUCAUAUAGCAGCACUGUUGUUGUCAUGGCAGGAGAGGUAUUCAAGCUGGAAGCCAGUGUAACUGGAAGGCCAAUCCCAUCUCUGGUAUGGACCAAAGAAGGAAAGGAGCUUGAGGAUACAGCCAAAAUUGAGAUAAAAACAUCCGAGUUCCACACAACUUUAACAAACAAAGAUUCGCUCAGGAGGGAUGGUGGUGCUUUCACUUUGAUUGCCAGCAAUCCUGGUGGCUUUGCUAAGUUCAUAUACAAUGUCAAGGUGUUAGAUAGACCAGGACCUCCCAACUCCCUCACUGUAACAGAUGUCACUGCUGAGAAAUGUGUCCUUAAUUGGCUCCAUCCAACACAUGAUGGUGGUGCCAAGAUUGAGUACUUUAUCAUUCAGAGACGAGAGACCAGCAGGUUGGCUUGGACAAAUGUGGCCACAGACCUUCAAGCUAAUAGGUUCAAGGUCACCAAGCUUCUAAAGGGCAAUGAAUACAUUUUCAGAGUUAUGGCUGUUAACAAGUAUGGUGUGGGUGAACCUGUGGAGUCGGAACCUGUCAUCUGUGCCAACCCCUAUGUACCCAGUGACCCACCACAGCAACCUGAAGUCACCAUAAUCACCAAGGACUCUAUGGUUGUCUGCUGGGAUCGCCCUGAACAUGAUGGUGGCAGUAGAAUAAACACAUACAUAAUUGAAAGACGGGACAAAACUGGCCUGCGCUGGGUGAAGUGCAACAAGAGGACUGUAACUGACUUGCGAUUCAAAGUCUCAGGCCUCACACCAGGGCAUGAAUAUGAAUUCAGAGUUCUUGCUGAGAAUAAUGCUGGGCUAAGUCAGCCCAGUCCUUCCAGUCCAUUCUACAAAGCCAUUGACACCAUCUUCCAACCUGGACCCCCAGGGAACCCCAGAGUGCUGGACACAACCAAGUCUUCUAUCACACUUGCAUGGAACAAGCCUGUCUAUGAUGGUGGUUCAGAAAUCACUGGUUACAUAGUGGAGACCUGCCUGCCUGAGGAGGAUGAAUGGACAAUUCACACUCCCAAGAAUGGUUGGACUGCCACUUCUUUCACCAUCACCAAUUUGAGGGAAAACCAAGAGUAUAAAAUCAAUAUUUCUGCAACUAAUUGUGAAGGAGUGGGAGAGCCUGCAGCUGUUCCUGGAACACCCAAGUCUGAAGACAGACUAGUUCCUCCAGAAAUUGAACUUGGAGCAGAACUACGUAAGGUGGUCUGCAUCAGAGCCUGCAGCACACUCAGACUUUUUGUCCCUAUCAAGGGAAGACCAGCACCUGAAAUAAAAUGGUCUAGAGAGCAUGGGGAAUCUCUAGAUAAAGCUAACAUUGAAAUCACCUCAUCAUUCACCACUCUUCAGGUAGAGAAUGUUGACAGAUUUGAUGGGGGUAAAUACAUUGUGACUGUAGAGAAUGCCUCAGGAAGUAAGACAGCCUUUGUUAAUGUCAGAGUGCUAGACAGUCCUGGAGCACCUCAGAAUCUGAUUGUCAGGGAGGUCACUAGAGAUUCAGUUUCUCUUGCUUGGGAUGCUCCUGUCAUUGAUGGUGGUUCCAGAGUCCGCAAUUACAUCGUGGAGAAGCGUGAAUCAACCAGAAAGGCUUAUUCAACUGUGUGUGCCAGCUGCCAUAAGUCAAGUUGGAAAGUUGGAGACCUAGAGGAGGGAAAGAUGUACUUCUUUAGAAUUUUGGCUGAGAAUGAAUAUGGCAUUGGCCUCCCAGUAGAGACUCUUGAACCAAUUAAAGCAUCAGAGAGGCCUCUUCCCCCAGGCAAAGUGUCUCUCCGUGAAGUUACCAGCAAAAGUGUCACAUUAAGUUGGGAAAAGCCUGACCAUGACGGUGGAAGCAGAAUCACUGGCUAUAUAGUUGAGAUGCAGGGAAAAGGCAGUGAGAAGUGGACCCAGGUUAUGGUUGUAAAAAGCAAUGAAGCUCAUGUUACUGGCCUUACACAGGGAGAGGAGUAUACAUUCCGUAUUUCAUCCAUUAAUGAAAAGGGAGUCAGUGACCCCCGCCCUCUCAAUGUGCCUGUGGUUGCCAAGGAUCUGGUCAUCUCACCAACCUUCAAAGUUCUUUUCAGCACAUUUAGUGUGCUAGCAGGGGAUGAUCUGAAAAUAGAUGUACCAUAUGCUGCCCAUCCCAAGGCUACAGCAACUUGGCUCAAAGAUGGUGUUGCUCUCAAAGAGACGACAAGAGUGAAUGCAGAUGCCACAGACAAAAAUCUUCUCCUGGUUAUUAAGGAGGCUUGCAGAGAUGAUGUGGGAACAUAUACUGUCAAACUUACUAACACAGCUGGAGAGGCAUCUACAGAUAUCAGUGUUAUUGUUUUAGAUAAGCCUGGCCCUCCAACUGGCCCAAUUAAGCUAGAUGAGGUCACUGCUGAUAGCGUGAUCCUGUCCUGGGAUCCACCUCAGUAUGAUGGCGGUUGUGCCAUCAAUAAUUACAUCGUUGAGAAGAGAGACACAUCUACCACUAACUGGCAGAUUGUGUCAGCUACAGUAGCCAGAACCACUAUCAAGGCAGCACGUCUGAAAACUGGAUCUGAGUACCAAUUCAGGAUUGCUGCAGAGAACAGAUAUGGCAAAUCUUCAGCCCUGUUAUCUGAUACUAUUGUUGCUCAGUAUCCUUUUGAGGUUCCUAGUUCACCACGUUCUGUUACCGUUCAGUCAACCACCAAGGAAAGUAUGGUGGUUGUAUGGGAAAAACCCAGCAAUGAUGGUGGAAGCAAGAUUUUGGGAUACCAUUUAGAGCUAAAAGAGAGAAACAAUAUAUUGUGGGUGAAACAGAACAAACAACUUGUCCCAGAAACUAGAUUCAAGGUUAUUGGCCUGGAGGAGGGUAUUGAAUAUGAGUUCAGAGUUUAUGCUGAGAACAUUGUUGGCCUCAGCAAAGCCAGCAAAGUGAGUGAAAUACAAGUUGCCCGAGAUCCUUGUGACAGACCAGGAAAACCAGAAGCUGUCAUUGUAACACGGAACCAAGUGACACUAAGAUGGACAAAACCCCAAUAUGAUGGUGGAAUCAAGAUCACAGGUUAUGUUAUUGAGAAGAAGGAGGGAGCUGGUCGCUGGAUGAAGGCCAGUUUCACUAACAUCACUGAAACAGAAUUUGUUGUCACAGGACUUAUUGAGAAUCAGACUUAUGAAUUCCGUGUCAUUGCCAAAAAUGCAGCAGGUGUUUUUAGCCAGCCAUCUGAUUCUACUGGAGCCAUCACUGCCAAGGAUGAGGUGGAUCCACCCAAAAUUGACUUGGAAGUUAAAUACUCCCAAACUGUGGUAGUUAAUGCUGGAGAGACAUUUAAACUUGAGGCUGCUGUUUACGGUAAACCUGUACCCACAAUUCAUUGGCUGAAAGAGGGCCAGGAGAUCACCGAAGCAGCUCGCUUAGAGCUUAAGAACACAGAUUUUACAGCUUGUCUUGUUGUUAAAGAAGCCAUCCGUGUUGAUGGAGGUCAGUACAUACUUCUAGUAAAGAAUGUUGGAGGAGAGAAAUCUGUUAACAUUAAUGUUAAGGUUUUAGAUAGACCUGGUGCACCCGAAGGCCCUAUAUCCAUUUAUGGUGUCACUAAUGAAAAAUGCUCAAUUUCCUGGAAACCUCCCUUGCAAGACGGAGGAAGUGAUGUUUCCCAUUAUAUUGUUGAGAGGAGGGAAACCAGCAGAUUGGUUUGGACUGUAGUUGAACCAAAAGUUCAGACACUGAACUUGAAGAUCACCAAAUUACUUCCUGGUAAUGAAUAUAUUUUCAGAGUGAUUCCUGUUAACAAAUAUGGAGUUGGAGAGCCACUGGAAUCUGAGCCAAUGGUUGCCAGGAAUCCAUUUGUCACUCCCAACCCACCAACAAAUGUGGAAGUUUCCACAAUCACCAAAGACUCUAUGGUGGUGACCUGGGAGAGACCAACUAAUGAUGGUGGCAGCCCAAUCCAGGGAUACAUUGUUGAGAAACGUGACAAGGAUGGUGUGCGAUGGACUAGAUGCAACAAGCGCAAUAUUAGUGAGCUGCGCUUUAGAGUUACCGGGCUUCUUGAAAACCAUAGCUAUGAAUUCAGAGUUGCUGCUGAGAAUGCUGCAGGUGUUGGCAUGCCUAGUGCACCAACAGUGUACUACAAAGCACUGGAUCCUGUCUUCAAACCAGGCCCACCAAACAACCCCAAGGUGGUAGACACAUCUAGAUCCACUGUUUCUCUAACAUGGGGCAAACCCAUCUAUGACGGUGGCUGCGAGGUUCAGUCUUACAUUGUAGAGGCAUGUAAUGGUGCAUCUGAUGAGUGGUUUAUGUGUACUCCACCAACUGGAAUCAUGGACACAAAAUAUACUGUGAAAAAACUUCUGGAAAAGCAUGAGUACCAAUUUAGAGUGUGUGCAAUCAACAAGGUUGGUGUUGGUGAGCAUGCUGAUGUUCCUGGAAAAAUUCUUUUGGAGGAGAAACUUGAAGCACCUGAUCUUGAUCUUGAUGCAGAUAUGAGAAAGAUGAUCAACAUCAGAGCAGCAAGUACGCUCAGAUUGUUUGUUCCUGUAAGGGGUCGUCCAGCUCCAGAGGUGAAAUGGGGCAAGGCUGAUGGUGAGAUUAAGGAGACUGCUCAGAUUGACAAUACAGGCAACUAUGCAUCACUUGUCAUUGAGAAUGUUGACAGAUUUGAUAGUGGCAAGUACACCCUGACUGCUGAGAAUGCUAGUGGAGUAAAAUCAGUCUUCAUAAGUGUCAGAGUGCUGGACUCCCCUAGUCCACCAACUAACUUCGUGGUGAAAGAGAUUACCAAGAAUUCUGUCACUCUCACAUGGGAGCCUCCACAUCUGGAUGGUGGCUCAAAGAUUAAGCACUAUAUUGUUGAAAAGCGUGAGAGCACCAGGAAAGUGUACUCUCCCAUCACGACAUGCAACAAGAUGUCAUGGAAAGUUGAACCUCUUCCAGAGGGUGGAAUCUUUUUCUUUAGAGUAUUGGCUGAGAAUGAAUAUGGUGUGGGUCUCCCUGCUAAAACUACAGAACCAGUUAAGAUAUCUGAGAAACCUCAGCCACCUGGCAAGGUCAGUGUUGUUGAUGUUACUCACAGCACUGUAACUUUAACUUGGGAAAAGCCUCUGCAUGACGGUGGUAGUAGAAUCACCCACUAUGAAGUUGAACUAGCUCCCAAGGACAGUGAAGCUUGGUCUAUAUGUGCUAGUGUGAAAGCACUGGAAACAUUAGUGACAAACCUUCUCAAGGGAGAGGAGUACCAGUUCAGAGUUGUUGCUGUAAAUGAUAAGGGCAAAAGUGACCCACGACAGUUGGCUCAUUCUGUUGUAGCAAAGGACCUUGUUAUUGAACCUGCUGUUAGACCCAAGGCAAGUUCUUACAGUGUCCAGGUGGGGUAUGACCUCAAGUUAGAGGUCCCGGUCGCUGGUCACCCUAAACCAAUUAUCACCUGGACCAAAGAUGGCGUAGCCCUUAAGCAGACUACCAGAGUCAAUGUCACCGACUCAGCACAAACUACCACUCUUACCAUAAAGGAUGCUACCAGAGAAGAUGGAGGUAUGUACACUAUCGGUGUCUCCAAUGACCUUGGUUCAAAGGAUGCCACUGUAGAGGUGAUCACCUUGGACAAACCAGGCCCACCCACAGGCCCUGUAAAGUUGGAGGAUAUCAGUGCUGAGAGCAUCACCCUCAGCUGGGAACCUCCUACAUACACAGGUGGUUGUCCAAUCUCAAACUAUGUGGUGGAGAAGAAAGACACAACCACAACAAACUGGUCGGUUGUGUCUGCCACUGUGGCUAGAACCACUCUAAAAGUCAGCAAUCUGAAGACAGGCACUGAGUACCAGUUCAGAAUCUAUGCUGAAAAUAGAUAUGGAAAGAGCUAUGCAAUUGAUUCACAGCCUGUUGUGGCACAGUAUCCAUUCCAGGAGCCAGGACCACCAGGAACACCAUUUGUUUCUUCAUACACUAAAGACUACAUGGUAGUUGAGUGGCAUAAACCCCCAAGUGAUGGUGGCAGUGCCAUCUUGGGCUACCAUCUGGAAAGAAAAGAAAGGAACAGUAUCCUCUGGACAAAGAUAAACAAAAUGCUCAUCCAAGAUUGUAGAUUCAAAUCUACUCCACUCGAGGAAGGCAUUGAGUAUGAGUAUAGAGUCUAUGCAGAGAACAUUGUUGGCAUUGGUGAAUGUAGCAAAGUGUCUGAGGUUUAUGUUGCCCGUGAUCCAUGUGAUCCUCCUAGCCGUCCUGAGGCUGUGAUUGUGACCAGGCACUCAGUGAAACUCAAGUGGAACCCCCCGGCGUACAAUGGUGGGAGUUUAGUUACAGGUUAUCUAGUAGAGAAACGUGAUCUUCCUGAAGGAAAAUGGAUGAAGGCUAGCUUCACAAACAUCAUUGAACACGAAUUCACAGUUACUGGCCUCACAGAAGAUAGCAAAUAUGACUUCAGAGUAAUUGCAAAGAAUGCUGCAGGUGCCGUUAGCAAGCCCUCUGAGAGCACAGGAUCCAUAACUGCUAAGGAUGAAGUUGUACCACCUAAGAGUGAGACAGAUCCUAUGUACAACCAGACCAUUGUUAUAAAUGCAGGAGAGACAUUCAAUCUUGAGGCCAGUGUGGAAGGAAAGCCUAUUCCAACUGCUCAGUGGUUCAAGGGGAAUCUUGAAGUUGAAAACUCAGCAAGAGCGGAGAUCAGAAACACAGAUUUUAAAGCUUUGCUUGUUGUAAAGGAUGCUAUCAGAGUUGAUGGUGGACAGUAUACUCUGGUUCUCACAAAUGUGGCAGGAAGUAAGACUAUCCCCUUCAGUGUGAAGGUUCUGGACAGACCAGGGCCUUCAGAAGGACCUCUUACUAUCAGCAAUGUUACUGAGGAAAAAUGCUCACUGUCGUGGCUGCCACCCAGGCAUGACGGAGGCGCCAGCAUUUCUCACUACAUCAUUCAGAAAAGAGAAACUAGCCGCUUGGCAUGGACUGUGGUCUGCAGUGAUUGUAAAGCUACCAUGUUUAAAGUUACAAAACUACUGAAGGGAAAUGAGUACAUCUUCAGAGUCAUGGCUGUCAACAAAUAUGGCACAGGUGAGCCGCUUGAAUCAGCACCAGUUAUCAUGAGAAAUCCAUUUGUUCCACCUGGAGCACCUCAGGAUCUUGAGAUCACAAAUAUCACCAGGGAUUCUAUGACUGUAUGUUGGAACCGUCCUGAGACAUCAGGAGGCAGUGACAUUGUUGGCUACAUUGUUGAGAAGAGAGACAGAGCAGGAGUGAGGUGGACCAAGUGCAACAAACGCAGAGUGACAGACUUGCGUUUCAGAGUAACAGGACUGACUGAGGACCAUGAAUAUGAAUUCAGGAUAUCUGCUGAGAAUGCAGCUGGAGUGGGCCAGCCAAGUCCAUCGACAACCUAUCUUAAAGCAUGUGACCCCACCUUCGAGCCAGGCUGUCCCACCAAUGUCCAUGUGGUAGACACUACUAGAGACUCCAUUUGUCUGGCUUGGCACAGACCUAUCUAUGAUGGUGGCUGUGAGAUUCAAGGCUACGCUGUGGAAAUAACCAAGGCUGAUGAGGAGGAAUGGGCCAUAUGCACCCCACCUUGUGGAGUCAAUGCUACCAAGUUUACUAUCAAAAAGUUGAUUGAACACCAAGAAUACAAAGUCCGCAUUUGUGCCAUCAACAAGGUGGGUGUUGGUGAGCCCACUGAGAUUCAGGGAGUCGUCAAACCUAUGGAUAAAAUUGACCCUCCAGAAGUGAUUCUGGAUUCAGAGCUCAGGAAGGGAAUAGUUGUCCGUGCAGGAGGCUCGAUGAGAGUCUGCAUUCCAUUCAAAGGCCGUCCUACUCCUGAGAUAAACUGGGCCAAAGAGGAUGGAGAGUUACCCAGUAAAGUUCAGGUUGAGACUGGUGAAGAUUACACACAGCUCUCAAUUGAAAUCUGUGACAAAUAUGAUGCUGGAAAGUACGUGCUCAAUUUAGAAAACAGUGCUGGCACCAAAUCAGCUUUUGUUUCCGUUAAGGUGCUAGACACUCCAGGGGCUCCUUUAAACCUAACAGUAACAGACAUCAAGAGGGAAAGUGUGACUCUGACCUGGGAGCCUCCUCUUAUUGAUGGUGGUGCAAGAAUCAAGAAUUACCUUGUUGAAAAGAGGGAGUCCACAAGGAAGGUUUACUCUAAUGUGGACAACAAGUGCACAAAGACAAGCUAUCGUAUAACUGGCCUGACAGAGGGAACUAUAUAUUAUUUCAGAGUCUUAGCAGAGAAUGAGUUUGGUGUGGGACAGCCAGCUGAGACAGAAGAAUCAGUAAAAACAUCUGAGCCCCCCCUGCCUGUGGGUAAGGUCACAUUGACCGAAGUGACAAAAACAACUGCUUCACUCUCCUGGGAGAAGCCAGAUCAUGAUGGAGGUAGCAGAAUAAUUGGUUACUACAUUGAGAUGCAGCCUGUUGGCUCAGAGGAAUGGGUGGUAGCUGCCACAUGCAAAACUUGUGAAGGCACUGUCACAGGCCUCAGUGCAGGACAUGAGUACCUAUUUCGAAUCUUAGCCUUCAAUGAGAAGGGCAAGAGUGACCCUAGACCUUUGGCUGCGCCAGUCACUGCUAAAGAUAUAACCAUUGAACCCAAAUUCAAGAUUCAAUUUAACACUUAUAGUUUACAGCACGGUGAGGAUUUGAAGAUUGAGAUUCCAGUGAUUGGACGACCUGUUCCCAAGGUUGAAUGGAAGAAGGAUGGACAAGCUCUUAAAGAGACAACAAGAAUUAAUGUUUCCAGCACAUUGUCAUGCACUAAGCUGUACAUCAAAGAUGCAAAUAAGGACGACUCUGGCAAAUACACUGUCACAGCCACCAGUAGCAUUGGAACAGCUACAGAGGAGAUUACUGUUAUUAUUCUUGAUAAGCCUGGGCCACCCACGGGCCCUGUAAAGAUAGAAGAGGUGAGCUCUAAUUAUGUCACUCUCUCUUGGGAGCCACCAGAGUAUACCGGAGGCUGUCCCAUCAAUAAUUACAUCGUGGAGAAGAGAGAUACUACCACCACAGCAUGGCAGAUUGUUUCUGCUACUAUUGCCAGGACAACCAUCAAAGUCACCAAGUUGAAGACUGGUGUUGAAUAUCAAUUCAGAGUGUCAGCUGAAAAUAGAUACGGGAAGAGUUCUGCAAUUGUCUCUCCUGCUGUUAUUGCUCAGUAUCCAUUUAGUGAGCCUGUGGCCCCAGGAACACCAGUCAUUUCUUCUGUAACCAAGGAUAGCAUGGUCGUUGAGUGGAAACCUCCUACCAACAAUGGGGGCAGUCCAAUUCUUGGCUAUCACCUUGAGAGAAAAGAAAAGAAUAGCCUCUUGUGGACUAAAUUAAACAAGCUUCUAAUCCCAGACACACGUUUCAGAACUACAGAACUUGAAGAAGGUAUUGAGUAUGAAUUCAGGGUUUAUGCUGAAAACGUUGCUGGUCUCAGCCCAGCUAGCAAGCUGUCUGAGAGCACAGUAGCAAGGGACCCUUGUGACUCACCAGGAACUCCUGAGCCUAUUGAAAUCACCAGAAACCAUGUGACACUCCAGUGGACCAAGCCCCAGUAUGAUGGAGGGAGUGCAAUUACUGGCUAUGUGAUUGAGAGAAGGAAGCACCCAGACACCCGCUGGAUGAAGGCCAGCUUCACUAACAUCAUUGAUACACAAUUUACACUUACUGGUCUGACUGAAGACUGUGUGUAUGAGUUCAGGGUCAUUGCCAGAAAUGGUGCUGGGAUUUUGAGCCAACCCUCUCAGAGCACAGGGGAAAUUACUGCCAAAGAUGAAAUUGAGGCUCCAGCAGCCACCAUGGAUUCGAAAUUCAAGGAUAUGACUAUUGUUCACGCAGGUGAGACAUUUGUCAUUGAUGCUGACUAUACUGGAAAACCUUUGCCUGAGGUCAUUUGGUUAAAGGAUGGAAAAGAGAUUGACAAAGCCACACCAAGAAUGGAAAUCAAGACUACCCUUACACGUACCAUCCUGACAGUCAAGGAUUGCAUCAGAGUGGAUGGUGGCCACUUUGUCCUCAAGCUUAUUAAUGUGGGAGGAGUCAAGAUGAUCCCAGUUAAUGUCAAAGUUCUGGAUAGACCUGGGCCUCCAGAUGGACCUCUAGAAGUCAAAGGGGUCACAGCUGAGAAAUGUUAUCUGCAUUGGAAUCAUCCCUCACAUGACGGAGGAGCUGGCAUCUCUCACUAUAUCAUUGAGAAGAGAGAGACUAGUCGUUUGUCAUGGACUAUGGUUGAGCCCAAGAUUCAGGCAAUCAGCCACAAAAUCACAAAACUAUUGCCUGGCAAUGAAUAUAUCUUUCGAGUUACUGCUGUAAAUAAAUAUGGUGUUGGCGAGCCUUUAGAAUCAGAAGCUGUUGUUGCUCGUAACCCUUUCACCACUCCCAGUGCCCCCUCAAACCUUGAGGUCGGUGCCAUCACUAGGGACUCCAUGGUGCUUUCCUGGGAGAGGCCCAAUGAUAAUGGAGGUGCAGAGAUUGAGGGAUAUGUCCUUGAAAAACGUGAUAAAGAUGGUAUCAGAUGGAGUAAAUGCAACAAGAAGAGGCUGAAUGACCUGCGAUUCAGAUGCACUGGUCUCACAGAGGGCCACUCAUAUGAAUUCAGGGUUUCGGCUGAAAAUGCUGCUGGUGUAGGAAAGCCUAGUGCACCAACUCCGUACAUCAAGGCCUGUGAUGCCACUUAUCCACCUGGACCCCCAAAUAAUCCAAAGGUCACUGACCAUUCAAGUACCACAGUUUCCCUUUCAUGGUCCAGGCCUAUAUAUGAUGGUGGUGCACAGAUCACUGGGUAUAUUAUUGAAAUGAAAGAGGCAACAGAUGAUGAAUGGAUCAUUAGCACACCACACACUGGCGUCCAAGCCACUAACUACACAGUAAAGAAACUUAAGGAGAAUGCGGAAUACAACUUCCGCAUAAGUGCUGUUAAUUGUGAGGGAGUAGGAGAACAUGUAGAUUUGCCUUGUUCUGUGAUUGCUGCAGAGAAGCUGGAGGCUCCUGAAAUUGAACUAGAUUGUGACCUAAGAAAGAUGGUCAACGUCCGUGCCUCUGCUACCUUGCGUCUGUUUGUGACAACCAGAGGGAAGCCUGAGCCUGAAGUCAGAUGGUCAAAGGCUGAUGGCACUCUAAAUGAACGUGCCCAGAUAGAAGUCACAAGCUCUUACACAAUGCUGGUGAUUGAGAAUGUUGACAGAUUUGACACUGGCAAAUAUGUGCUGACCCUUGAAAACCUCAGUGGCUCUAAAUCAGCCUUUAUCAACGUCAGAGUUCUGGAUUCUCCUAGUGCUCCUACUAACCUCGGAGUUAAGGAUGUUAAAAGAAAUUCUGUCUCUCUCUCCUGGGAGCCUCCUCUAAUUGAUGGUGGGGCUAAGAUAUCACAUUAUAUAGUGGAGAAGAGAGAACAGAAGAGAAUGGCUUUCACCAGUGUUUGCACUAACUGCGUCAGAAACUCCUACAUUAUUUCAGACCUGCAGGAAGGAGGCCGAUACUAUUUCCGUGUGUUAGCUGUGAAUGAACUCGGAGUAGGUCUGCCUGCAUCCACAGAUCAAGUUAAGGUGUCUGAGCCUCCUCUGCCUCCUGGUAAGAUUGUGGUUGUUGACAUUACUCGUCAUGCUGUUACACUCUCUUGGGAGAAACCUGAUCAUGAUGGAGGCAGUAAGAUUACAAACUAUAUUGUGGAGAUGCAGCCCAAGGGAGAUGACAAAUGGACGGUGUGCAGUGAAGUCAAAGCACUUGAAGCUACCAUUGAUGGACUCACAACUGGAGAGGAAUACUCCUUCAGGGUAACUGCUGUGAAUGAUAAGGGUAGAAGCGAUGCUAAGCCUCUGGCUACUCCUGUGGUGGUAAGGGACAUCACGAUGGAGCCCAUCAUCAACCUGUUAUUCACCACAUACAGUGUAAAAACAGGAGAUGAUUUGAAGAUUGACGUUCCCUUCAAAAGCAGACCACAGCCUGAGGUGUGCUGGAAGAAGGAUGGCCAAGUGCUUAAGCAGACAACCAGGGUAAAUGUUCUCAAUUCAAAAACCUCAUCUAAGAUUGUCAUCAAGGAUGCCACGAAGGAGGAUGUAGGGAAGUAUGUGAUUACCCUGACUAACUCAGUUGGUACCAAGUCAGCUGAAAUCUCUGUUAUAAUCCUGGAUAAACCUGGACCACCUAGUAACAUUAAGGUUGAUGAGGUGAGCGCUGACUUUAUUUCUCUGUCUUGGGAUCCUCCAACCUAUGAUGGUGGUUGUCAGAUUAACAACUAUGUAGUUGAGAAGAGAGACACUACUACUACAACAUGGCAAAUCGUGUCAGCCACAGUGGCCAGAACAUCAAUAAAGGUUUCUCGACUUACUCAGGGGACAGAGUACCAGUUCCGCAUUGCAGCUGAGAACCGUUAUGGGAAGAGUCCUGCCAUAGAUUCUGCUCCUGUUGUUGCUCAGUAUCCAUUUGAGCCUCCUGGCCCUCCAACCCAACUUCAUGUUGUCCAUGCCACCAAAACUGGGAUGCUCGUGGUAUGGGGCAGACCUGCAAGUGAUGGUGGAAGUCCUGUUAUUGGUUAUCACAUUGAAAGCAAAGACCAAAGCAGCAUCUUGUGGACCAAGGUCAACAGAGGUCUGGUGACUGAGAACCAGUUUAAGAUGACAGGAAUGGAAGAAGGUCUGUUGUAUCAGUUCAGAGUGUAUGCUGAGAAUAUUGCUGGAAUUGGUCCAUGCACUAGGGCAAGUGACCCUGUGGCAGCCAGGGAUCCAUGUGAAUCUCCACAUAACCUUAGAGUCACAAACAUCACUAGAAAUUCAGUUUCUCUUUUUUGGGAAAGACCUGAAUAUGAUGGCAGUGCAAAAAUUACUGGCUACAUUGUUGAGCGUCAAGAGCUUCCCAAUGGUCGCUGGCUGAAAUGCAACUUCACCAAUGUUCAAGACACUUACUUCGAUGUCACUGGUCUCACAGAAGAUGUCCGGUAUGAUUUCCGUGUUAUUGCUAAAAAUUCUGCAGAGCAAUUGAGUGCUCCUUCAGAAAGCACUGGACCCGUCACUGUCAAAGAUGAUGUAGAUCCUCCCACCAUUAUACUGGAAGAUAAAUUCAGACAGUUGGUUGUCAUUAAGGCUGGAGAAAUCAUUAGAAUUGAUGCCGAAAUUACUGGGCGUCCACUCCCAGUUGUUUCAUGGUCUAAGGAUGGUAAGGAGAUUGAGGCCAAGGCUAGAUGUGAAAUCACAUCCACUAACUUCACAACCACGCUCAUUGUCAAAGAUGCUAUCAGAAGGGACUCUGGACAGUAUGUUCUUACUCUGCACAAUGUAGCUGGAACCAGAUCUGUGGCUAUCAACUGUAAGGUUCUGGACAGACCUGGACCUGCAUCAGGACCUUUAACAGUUUCUGGUCUCACAGCAGAGAAAUGCACCCUGUCAUGGGGACCACCUCAGGAAAAUGGUGGUGCUGAAAUUAUGCACUACAUUGUUGAGAAACGUGAGACCAGUCGUCUUGCCUGGACUCUUGUCUAUGGUGACAUGAAGGCAACUACCUGCAAAGUGACUAAACUGCUCAAAGGAAAUGAGUACAUCUUCCGAGUUAGGGGAGUCAACAAAUAUGGAGAUGGUGAAAGCCUGGAGAGUGAGCCAACAAAGGCCACUGAUCCAUUCACUGUCCCUUCAGCUCCCACUAAUGUCCAGGUCACCUCUGUUACAAGUGAGGCAAUGACCAUUUGCUGGGAAAGACCUGUUUCUGAUGGUGGCAGCAGUAUUGCUGGCUAUGUAAUUGAGAAGCGAGAGAAGACUGGCCUCCGCUGGUGCCGUGUCAACAAGAAACCUGUUUAUGACCUUAGAGUGAAAGCUUCACACCUUCGCGAGGGCUGUGAGUACGAAUACAGAGUUUUUGCAGAGAAUACUGCUGGCCUCAGUGCUCCUAGCACUCCUUGCCCACUCACCAGGGCAGAAGACCCACAGUUUUUACCCUCACCUCCAGCUAAGCCUAGGAUAAUUGACUCCACAAAGACUACAGUCACCCUGUCAUGGAAUAAGCCACUUUUUGAUGGUGGAGCACCUGUGACUGGUUACAGAGUAGAAUACAGGAAGACAUUAGAUGAUGAAUGGAUUGUUGGAGUACAGAACACCAAAAACACAGAAUUUACAGUGGUGGGAUUAUCACCUGGAACUGAAUAUGUGUUUGUUGUCAAAUCCAUUAACAAGAUUGGAGUGAGUGAGCCCAGUCCUGAAUCAGACAAACAAGUUGCCAAAGAAAGAGAGGAGGAGCCAACCUUUGAUGUUAGCAAUGAAAUGAGAAAGACUCUUAUUGUAAAGGAUGGAAGCUCUUUCACAAUGAAAGUUCCUUUCAAAGGCAAACCCAUCCCUAGUGUUACUUGGGCUAAGCCUGAUGUAGACCUUAGAGUUCGUGCUGUAAUUGACACCACAGAUACCUUUACUUCCAUCACCUUAGAAAAAGCAACUCGAAAUGACUCUGGAAAAUACACUGUCACUCUAUCCAAUGUAUCUGGUACCUCCUCUUUGACGCUCACUGUCCGUGUUUUGGACUCACCUGGGCCUCCUAGUCAUAUAGAGGUCAAGGAAGUCACAAAGACCUCUGCUACUAUAACCUGGGAUACUCCUGAGAUUGAGGGAGGAGGACCAGUCAAGAAUUACCUUAUUGAUUACCGUGAGGCUAGCAAGAAAGGCUGGACUAGAUUGACUGACACAUGCCACAGACUGACAUACAAGGUGGCAGACCUGCAGGAGGGAGAAGUCUACUACUUCAGAGUGACAGGCGAGAAUGAAUAUGGUAUUGGUGUUCCUGCUGAGACCAAAGAGGGGACCAAGAUCACAGAAAAACCAAGUCCACCACCAAAACUGGGUGUAACGGAUGUGACCAAGGAAAGUGUGUCCUUGGCAUGGGCCAAGCCAGAACAUGAUGGAGGCAGCAGAAUUACUAGCUACCUAGUAGAAGCACUGGAGAAUGGACAAGAGAAGUGGGUUAAAUGUGGUACAACAAAGUCCAUCCACUUCACAGUGUCUGGUCUGAGGGAGAAUGCGGAGUACUUCUUCAGAAUCAGAGCUGAGAACUAUGCUGGAUUCAGUGAUGCUAAGGAAAUGAUUACUCCUGUAGUGGUCAAAGACCAGCUUGAAUCUCCUGAGAUCAACAUGAAGGACUUCCCCCACAAUACAGUAUAUGUUAGAGCUGGAUCUACCCUAAAAUGUGAGAUUCCAUUGACAGGCCGGCCUUUACCUAAAGUGACUCUGUCCAAGGAUAAUGUGCUGCUCAAAUCAACAAUGAGGUUUAACUCAGAAGUCACUCCUGACAGUAUCAAGAUUAGUGUGCGUGAGAGCAUUGCAGGAGACUCAGGCCGCUAUGAUAUUAUUGCCUCCAACUCCAGUGGAACCACCAAGUCCUUUGUAAAUAUUGUGGUUCUUGACCGCCCCAGUGUCCCACUUGGACCAGUGGAGCUGUAUGAUGUCACAGAAGACAGUGUAAGCUUAAAGUGGCUCCCACCAGCAUAUGAUGGUGGCAGUCCCAUCACCAACUACAUCAUCCAGAAGCGAGAGACAACUACAGCCAACUGGAUGGACGUGUCUUCAGCUGUGGCCCGUUGCACCAUGAAAAUUAUGAAGCUGACCACUGGCCUGGAGUACCAAUUCAGAAUUAGGGCAGAGAACAGAUAUGGAAUCAGUGAACAUAUUGACUCCCCAGCUGUCGCUGUCAGUCUUCCUUACACUAUACCAGAUGUGCCAUCAACUCCAGAAAUUACUGCUGUAACCAGGGAAAGCAUUACCGUUGCAUGGAAGGAGCCAAAGUCAGAUGGAGGCAGCCAUGUGUUUGGUUACCAUCUCCAAAUGAAAGACAAAAACAGCAUCCUUUGGCAGCGAGUCAACAAAACAGUGAUCCGUGCCACACACUUUAAAGUCACCAACAUAAAUGCUGGACUUAUUUAUGAGUUCAAGGUAGCAGCAGAAAACUCUGCUGGAAUUAGUGCCUUCAGCAAGAUUUCUGAUGCUGUAUUGGCUAUUGAUGCCUGCGAGCCACCCCUAUACUUGCGUAUAACUGACAUCACUAAGAACUCCAUUAGUCUGGCCUGGCAGAAGCCUGACUAUGAUGGUGGAUCCCCAAUAACUGGUUACAUCAUUGAGAAGAGAGAGGGUGUUAGCCCCAAAUGGUCUAAAGCUAACCUCACCAAUAUCACAGACACCCGCUUCAUUGUUACUGGCCUCACCCAGGAUGAAACAUAUGAGUUCCGAGUCAUGGCAAAGAAUGCAGUUGGUUCAGUGAGCAAUCCGUCUAUCACUGUGGGGCCAGCCACAUGUGUGGACACUUAUGGUGCCCCAGAGAUUGAAAUACCUCAGGAGUAUCUUAAUGAGGUCAAGCACAAGGCUGGCUCUAAUGUGGAACUCAAAUUUAAUAUAAGAGCCAAACCUGCUCCCAGUAUUGAGUGGUUUAAAGAUGGCAGAGAGCUUAAGCCUACUUCUCAGCUCUCUUUUAAACACACUUUCGAGUCCACAAGUGUGUUCGUGAAGGAAACAACUCGUCUUAACUCUGGAACCUAUGAAGUCAAGGUGAAGAACUCCCUCGGAUCUUCAUGUGCCAUUGUCAGGCUGCUCAUUCAAGAUAAGCCAGGCCCACCUGCUGGAGAGAUUCAGUUUAAGAAGGUGACAGCUGACAACAUCACCAUCAUGUGGUCACCACCUGCUGAUGAAGGUGGUGCCAUGGUGACACAUUACAUUGUAGAAAAGCGGGAGACCAGCAGGGUAAUGUGGUCGAUUGUCUCAGAGAAACUGGUUGACUGCAUUGUGAAUGUGCCCAGACUCAUAAUGGGCAAUGAGUACAUCUUUAGAGUCCGUGGAGUCAACAAGUAUGGCAUUGGAGAGCCACUGGAGUCUGAGCCCAUUAUUGCCAAGAAUGCAUUUGUACCUCCCAGCGAGCCAUCUAAGCCUAAAGUUACUAUGAUCACUAAGUCUACCAUGACAGUGAUCUGGGAAAGACCAGCGUUGGACGGAGGCAGUGAUAUUGAUGGCUACUAUCUAGAGAAAAGGGAGAAGAGGAGUCUGCAAUGGUUCAAGGUGGUGAAGGGCACUAUCAGAGACACCAGGCAGAAAGUGGCUAACCUGGUGGAGAACAAUGAGUACCAGUACAGAGUGUGUGCUGUCAACAAGGCUGGAGCAGGGAACUACUCUGAACCUUCUGAGCUCUAUAAAGCCUAUGACCCAAUAGAUCUACCAGGUGAACCCACUAAGCUGCGUGUGGUUGACUCUACAAAGACAUCUAUCACACUUGGAUGGGAGAAGCCCGUCUAUGAUGGUGGCAGCGAAAUUACACACUAUAUUUUAGAGCAGAUGAAUACAGAGGACAAAGAAUGGGUGAUUACCAACCCACAAGUCAAGACAUGUGAGUAUGUCGUGUCCCACCUCAAACCUGGCAUCUACUACUUCUUCAGAGUAUCUGCUGUCAACUGUAAAGGCAAAGGAGAAGACAUCAAAAUGUACCAGCCUGUGCAAGCCAAAGAUAUUUUAGAGGAGGCUGAUCUGGACUUGGAUGUUGCUAUGACAACUCAAUACACAGCAAAGGCUGGCCGUGAUGUGGAAGUCUUUAUCCCCCUGAAGGGUCGUCCUACACCAAAUGUCACCUGGCGCCGUGGUGACCGUAACAUGGCUGGUGAUAACCGCUACACAGUCACAAGCACUGAAAGAGCUACCACACUCCUCAUCCCCAAGGUCACCCGUGAUGACUGUGGAAAGUAUGUGCUGGAAAUUGAGAAUGGUGUUGGAGAACCUAAGAUAGUUACUGUUUCCCUCAAGGUUCUGGACAGUCCAUCCACCUGCCAGAAACUGAUGAUAAAGAAUGUCACAAGAGGAAAGCUGACACUAAGCUGGGAGCCUCCGCUCAUAGAUGGUGGCUCCCCUGUGACUAAUUACAUUGUCGAAAAGAAGGCCUCCACUAUGAAAGCUUAUCAAGUGAUUACUGAUGAGUGUUUAAAUACAAGUUACAAGGUGUCAGGGCUGGAGGAAGAUAUAGCUUACUUCUUCCGUGUGUCUGCUCAAAAUGAGUUUGGUGUGGGUGACCCUUGUGAAACCACUGAUGCUGUCCGAGCAACUGAAACUCCAGGAGCUGUUAAAGACCUAAUAAUGGUGGACUCCACAAAGAACUCUGUCACCCUUCAGUGGAGCAGACCUGACCACGAUGGUGGCAGCCACAUCACUGACUACAUCAUUGAGAAGAGAGCCCAGGAUGAAGUCAAAUGGACUUUAGCUGCUAAAUGCAAGCGGUGCAGCUGUGAAGUGACGGGACUCAAGGAAAAUGCUAUCCUGGAUUUCAGAGUGUUUGCAAAGAAUGAGAAAGGCAACAGUGACUUCUCCCAAAUUGGUCCGAUCACAGUGAUGGACCUCAUCAUUCCACCUGAAGCCAAACUGAAUGAUUAUCCCAAUGGAGAGCUUGCUGUUCGUAUAGGUCAAAACAUCCAUAUUGAGUUACCAUUCAAGGGAAAACCAAGACCUACAAUCAGCUGGCUAAAGGAUAAUUUCCCACUAAAGGAAAGUGAGAAGAUUCGCUUUAGGACCACUGACAACAAGACUUCAGUUACAGUCAGAGGGGUUAAGAAAGAACAUGCUGGACAAUACACCUUGGUUCUGGAUAACAGAGUCAUUAAGAACUACUUUGACAUCAAUGUGAUCACUCUGGGACCCCCUUCAGUCCCUACUGGCCCCAUCCGUUUUGACGAGAUAAAAGCUCAGAGUAUUAUUAUCUCCUGGGAUGAGCCGAAGGAAGAUGGAGGUGGCGAGAUCACCUGCUACAGUGUGGAGAAACGUGAAACCUCCCAGGCCAACUGGAAGAUGGUCUGCUCCAGUGUUGUCAGGACUACCUUUAAGAUUCCUAACCUGGUCAAAGGAACUCAGUACCAGUUCAGAGUCCGUGCAGAAAAUAAGUAUGGGGUCAGUGAGCCACUCAUCUCUUCAGAUGUUGUUGCCCAGCACCAGUACAAACCUCCAGGUCCUCCAGGAAAACCAGUUGCCUACAACAUCACCAGUGAUGGUAUGUCAAUAAAGUGGGAUGCCCCAGAUUUUGACGGGGGUUCCCCAGUCUUAGGUUAUCAUGUCGAGAAGAAGGACAGGAACAGCCUCUUAUGGCAGAAAGUGAAUUCCACAACCAUCUCUAACAGAGAGUACAGGAUAAUUGGUCUUGUGGAGGGUCUGGAGUACUCCUUUAGAGUCUAUGCAGAGAACAAUGCCGGACUCAGCCCUUGCAGUGAGCAGAGCAAACAUGCACUCGCUAUCUCCCCUGUUGAUCCACCUGGUACCCCAGUCUGCAUUGAUGUAACCAGAGACUCAGUCACCCUCCAAUGGGACAUUCCCAAGAGGGAUGGUGGAAGCAAAAUUGUAGCCUAUAGUGUGGAGAGGCGUCAAGGCAGAGGCAAAUGGCUACGGUGCAACUUCACUGAUAUCAGUGAGACCCAGUUCACUGUAACUGGUCUCUCACCUGGAGAAAGAAUUGAGUUCAGAGUGAUUGCCAGGAAUGCUGUUGGCACAGUCAGCCCACCAUCCAACUCCUCUGGAUACAUAAUGACCAAGGAUGAGAGCAUUGCUCCUGAGAUUGAGUGGUCUCCAGACCAGGUGCUCACCCUGAGGGCUGGAGAUAACGUCAGUCUCAGCUGCAAAAUCACCGGACGUCCAGUCCCACAGGUUCUUUGGUACAAGGAGGGUAAAGAGAUCGACAAGAGGACUAUGAUUGACAUUGAGAUUACUACUGGCAUUGGCACCAGUAGUCUGUUUAUUCGCGAUUCUAACAGGAACCACCGUGGAAUUUACACUGUAGAGGCCAAAAAUAGCUCUGGAACCAGGAAAGCUGACAUUAACGUUAGAGUCCAAGAUACCCCUGGACCCGUCGAGGGCCCAAUCCGUUUCACAGGCAUCACAGCUGAGAAGUGCACUGUGUGGUGGAGCCCACCAGAGAACGAUGGCUGUGCUGCCAUUUCUCACUAUGUGGUGGAGAAAAGGGAGACAUCCAGGAUCACUUGGGCCUUGGUCACCUCCAAGUGUGAAGCUUGCUCUUAUAAUGCCACCAACCUCAUCAAAGGCAAUGAGUACCAGUUCAGAAUCUCUGCUGUCAACAAGUUUGGUGUCGGAAAACCACUGGACUCUGAUCCUAUAAUUGCGAAGAUGCAAUACACUGUUCCUGAUGCCCCUGGUACACCAGAUGCCACCCAUGUUACUGGAGACAGCAUAACGCUGUGUUGGACCAGGCCACGGUCAGACGGAGGCAAUGAGAUUAAAUGCUACAUCCUAGAGAGGAGAGAGAAGAAGAGCUUGCGCUGGGUUAAGGUCUCCUCCAAGAGGCCCAUUACAGAGUUAAGGCACCGUGUGACCAAACUUACUGAGGGCAAUGAGUAUGAGUUCCGUGUUAUGGCUGAAAAUGGUGCUGGUGUUGGACCAGCCAGCAGCACCUCCAGGCUCUUCAGAUGCAGAGAACCAACAAGUGCUCCCAGUGCUCCCACUGUAAUCAAGGUCAUUGACUCCACUAAGUCCUCUGUCACCCUGGAAUGGACCAAGCCAGUCUUUGAUGGUGGCAUGGAAAUAAUUGGCUACAAUAUAGAUAUGUGUAAGGCCAGUCUGGAGGAGUGGCACAGAGUCAACAGACAGAUUUGUAUUCACACCAGGUAUACUGUCACAGGUCUAGUACCUGGAGAACUCUACAAGUUCAGAGUCAGUGCUGUAAAUGGAUCAGGAGAGGGCGAAGCAUCAGUGAUGCCAAACCCUGUUCAGUCUUUGGACAGACUUACAUCUCCUGAAAUUGAUCUUGGUCCUGACUUCAAGCAAACUCAUAUUGUGAAGAAUGGAGGCACUAUAACCCUACAUAUUGCUUUCCGAGGAAAGCCAGCUCCUCUAGCCACGUGGUCUAAAUUAGACAGUGAGCUUCCGAUAAUGGCUGAUAUCAACACCACAGAUUCAUUUUCCACUCUGACCAUAGAGAACUGCACCAGGUAUGAGGCAGGCAAAUACACCCUGUCCCUGGAGAACAACAGUGGGCGCAAAUCCAUCACAUUCACUGUUAAAGUACUGGAUACUCCUGGACCUCCAGGAGCCAUAACCUUCAAAGAUAUUACUCGCGGAGCCUUGACAGUGAUGUGGGACGCUCCUGCCACUGACGGUGGAUCCCGAAUCCACCACUACAUUGUGGAUAAGCGUGAAGCAAGCCGCCUUGCCUGGCAAGAAGUCAGCACCAAGUGCUCACGGCAGAUGAUCAGAGUAACUGGUCUGGAAAUUGGUGUACCGUAUUUGUUCAGAGUGAUUGCCGUUAACCAUUAUGGCCAGGGAGAACCAAAAGAGAUGACUGAGCCUAUAAUUGCCACAGAAGAACCUGCGCCACCCAAGAGAUUGGAUGUUGUUGACACAACCAAUUCCACAGCCUCACUGGUAUGGCUAAAACCCGAGCAUGAUGGAGGCAGCCGCAUUAGAGGCUAUAUUGUUGAAUUCAGGGCUAAGGGCACUGACCACUGGGUUGUUAGUGGAGAGACUAAGUCUCAGAAGAUGUUGGUAGAGGGUCUGAUUGAGAACACAGAAUAUGACUUUAGAGUUAAAGCCAAGAAUGAUGCUGGAAUUAGCGAACCUCAGGGCACCUUUAGCUCUGUGGUCAUAAAGGAGCCUUGCAUAGAACCAACUGCUGAUCUCAGCAGCAUCACCAACCAGCUCAUCACUUGCAAGACUUCCAACACCUUCACAAUUGAUGUCCCUAUCAGUGGCAGACCUGCACCUAAAGUUACCUGGAAACUGGAAGAGAUGAAGCUGAAGGAGACUGACAGAGUCUCCAUUAAGACCUCAAAGGAAAGAACCAUUUUGGUAGUGAAAGACAGCAAGAGAAGCGACAGUGGCAAGUACUACCUGACACUGGAGAAUGCUGCUGGUGUGAAGACAUUCACAGUGACUGUGGUCAUAGUUGGCAGACCAAGUCCACCCACAGGACCAGUAGAAAUUUCUGGAAUCUCUUCAGAGUCCUGCACCCUUUCUUGGUCUGAGCCAGCUGAUGAUGGUGGUACUGACAUCAGCAACUACAUUGUAGAAAAACGGGAAUCUGGCUCUGCUUCUUGGCAAGUGGUGAACUCCAGUGUGAAGAGAACCACCAUCAAAGUCACACAUCUCACCAAAUACAUGGAGUACACAUUUAGAGUCUGUGCUGAGAACAAGUUUGGAGUCAGCAAGUCCGUUGAGUCUGCCCCUGUUGUCAUUGAGCAUCCAUUUGUUCCACCAAGUCCUCCAACUCGCCCAGAUGUGAUAUCUAUAUCUGCCAAUGCCAUUAGCAUCAAAUGGGAUGUUCCAUAUGCUGAUGGUGGCAGCAAGGUGACAGGCUACUGGAUUGAGAAAAAGGAGAGGAACACGAUCCUGUGGGUGAGGGAGAACAAGCUACCCUGCCUGGAUUGCCAAUACAAGGUCUCGAACCUGAUUGAGGGGCUAGAGUAUCAGUUCAGGGUGUAUGCCAUGAACCUUGCUGGGCUCAGCAAAGCCAGCGAAGCCUCCAGACCUGUAGUGGCACUCAAUCCUGUUGAUCCUCCUGGCAAACCCGAGGUGACAGACAUCACCCGCUCUUCUGUGUCAUUGUGCUGGACAGUGCCCUUCAAUGAUGGUGGCAGUAAGAUCAUUGGUUAUGUGGUGGAGAGAAAAGUCUACAGCACAGAUGAGUGGGAUGACAACCGCUGGCUCAAGUGCAACUAUACCACAAUCACAGAGAACUACUUCACCAUCACAAACCUAGGUGAAGGAGAGACCUAUGAAUACCGUGUCGUUGCCAAGAAUGCUGCAGGUGUUCAAAGUGUCCCUUCAGAGACCACUGGACCAGUCACAUGCAAGGAUGAAUAUUCUCCUCCCAAAGCUGAACUUGACAGCAAACUGAUAGGUGAGACUGUCACUGUUACUGCUGGUUCUGACCUUGUCUUGGACGGUGCUGUGGGUGGUAAACCAGAGCCUACAGUGUACUGGUCAAAGGGUGACAAGAUUUUAGAACUUGGAGAAAAAUAUUCACUGACCUACACUGCCACUAGAGCCAUGGCUGUCAUCAAGAGCUGUGACAGAUACGACACAGGUAGAUACAUUCUAACUGUCAAGAAUGCCAGUGGAAUUAAGACGGCAGCUGUCAGCGUUAAAGUUCUAGACACUCCUGGAGCUCCAGCUGAUAGGAUUGUAAUCAGCAGAGUCACAGAGGAAAAAUGUACAGUGUCUUGGAAGAUACCUCUGGAGGAUGGUGGAGACUCUGUCACCCAUUACAUUGUGGAACGUCGUGAGACCAGCCGCCUCAACUGGGUCAUCAUGGAGACUGAGUGCAAGACCCUGUCAUGUGUCAGCACUAGGUUGAUCAAGAACAAUGAGUACAUCUUUAGGGUUAGAGGUGUCAAUAAGUAUGGGGCUGGAGUUCCUUUGGAAUCUGAUCCCAUCAUCGCCAGAAACGCUUACACAAUCCCCUCCCAGCCAGGCACACCAGAGGCGACUGCAGUGGGUAAGGAGCACGUUAUCAUCGAGUGGCUGAAGCCUGAGAGUGAUGGAGGAAGCGAGCUCAAAAACUACAUCGUUGAAAAACGAGAGAAGAACAGUAGCAGGUGGACUCGAGUGAAUAAGACCUACACCAUCUAUGACACCCGCCUGAAGAUCACAGGCCUACUGGAGGGAAGCGAGUACCAGUUCAGAGUUACAGCAGUCAACUCUGCUGGAUACAGCCAGCCAAGUGACACCUCAGUAUACAUCCUCUGUAAAGACCCCACAUACACCCCAGCUCCUCCAUCAGUGCCUCGCAUCACAGACACAACGAAACACAGCAUCACCAUGACUUGGACCAGGCCCAUGUAUGAUGGUGGAUCAGAUGUCACCGGCUACAUUGUGGAGAUCCUAGAGGAGGGUUCUGAGCAGUGGUACCGUGCCACUGCCAAAGCCCUCAAGACUAAUGAGUAUGUGGCUGCUGGUUUGGCUGCCAAUAAGAAGUACAGAUUCAGGGUUGCUGCCAUUAACAGCAAUGGGACUGGAGAGUUCAGUGAACCAAGUGCUGAAAUCGAACCACUUGAGAAAAUUGAAAUACCCGAUUUGGAGCUGGCUGAUGACCUAAAGAAAACAGUGUGCCUCCGCGCUGGAGGUACUCUGCGCCUAUUUGUGUCUGUCACUGGUCGUCCGACGCCAGUAGUGGCCUGGAGGAAGACGGGGGUGGAACUACAGAGCCGUGGUUAUAUUGAGACUACUGACAAGUACACAUCACUGGUAGUAGAGAAGGUUGAUCGCUACGACUCUGGAAAAUACAUUGUAGAGGCAGAGAACCCAUCUGGAAAAAAGACUGCCAUCAUCCUUGUUAAAGUCUAUGACACUCCUGGUCCUCCAGGUUCAGUGAAAGUGAAGGACUACACCAAGGAAUCUGUUGUGAUCACCUGGGAUGUCCCAAGCAUUGAUGGUGGUGCUCAUGUCAGCAACUAUAUUAUAGAGAAGCGUGAGGCCAACAUGAAGUCCUAUAAGACUGUUACCACUGAGUGUAGGAAAACACUGUACAGAAUCAGUGGACUGGAGGAGGGUGUGUACUACUUUUUCAGAGUCCUGCCAGAGAAUAUCUAUGGUGUCGGUGAGCCCUGUGAGACAGCGGAGGCUGUGCUGGUGUGUGAAGUGCCCUCAGUGCCUGUGAAGCUUGAGAUUGUUGAUGUUUCCAAAUCUUCUGUCACCCUGCACUGGGAGAAGCCUUUGCAUGAUGGUGGCAGCAGAUUGACAGGCUACAUUAUUGAGGCCUGCAAAGUAGGCUCCGACAGAUGGAGUGCUGUGGCGACAGUUAAGGCCUCAGUAUCCCAGCACACCAUCCAGUCUCUGACAGAAAAUGACCAGUAUCUGUUCAGAAUCCGCGCCACGAACAGCAGGGGAGCCAGUGAAUCCACUGACAUUGUCACUCCAGUGAUCAUCCAAGAGAUCAAGGUUAUGCCCAAGAUUGACAUGACAAGUAUCCCUCAGAAGAUAGUUCAUGUGAAUUGCGGCAAACCCAUUGACCUCAACAUCCCAAUAAGGGGCAGACCACAGCCAGUCUGCUCGUGGUACUUUGGUGGUGUGAAGCUGAAGGACACCCUGGACCGCAUCAAGAUUGACAGCACCAGCAAAUAUACCCAUCUCGUCAUCCGUGAGACGACCAUCUCUGACACAGGAGACUACACACUAGAGGUGAAGAAUACCAUAGGCAUGGCAACUGAAGUUAUCAAGGUUAUCAUCCUGGACAAACCGAGUAUUCCUAUGGGUCCAGUAAAGAUCGAGGAAGUCGACGGUGUUUCAGUGACAGUUAGUUGGCUACCUCCAGAGAAUGAUGGUGGUGCCAAUGUCAGCGGAUAUGUUGUUGAGCAGCGUGAUGCCCACCGGCCUGGCUGGACCACCAUCUCCGAGUCUGUGACAAGGCCUUGCUUUAAAUUCACUAGGCUCUCUGAAGGAACUGAGUACGUGUUCCGUGCUGCAGCCAUGAAUCGUUUUGGCAUUGGUGGCUUCCUGCAGUCUGAUGUGGUGGAAUGCAAGAGCGCCAAGACCAUCCCCGGACCCCCAAGCAGGCCAGAAGUGCUUGAUGUCACCCAUGAGGGCAUGACCCUGACCUGGAAACCACCUGAGGACAAUGGUGGCUCCACUAUUGCGGGCUAUAUCAUAGAACGGAAAGAGGCCCAUUCUGACAGGUGGUUGAGGAUCAACAAAAACCCUGUUACUAUGACCAGGUACCGUUCCUCCGGACUGAUUGAGGGCCUGGAGUAUGAACACCGUAUCACAGCCAUUAACUCUAGAGGGGCUGGGAAACCCAGCGAGAGUUCUGUCAUUACCAUCGCUUUAGACCCCAUUGAACCUCCAGGUCCUCCAGUUCAGGCCAGAGUCACAGACACUACCAGGACUUCUGUUUCUCUAGCUUGGCUUCCACCAGAAGAGGAGGGUGGUUCUGUCAUUACUGGCUACUUUAUUGAAAUGCAGAAGGUAGACCAGCUGGAAUGGACACUGUGUAACACAACUCCCACGAAGAUGUGCGAGUACAUCAUCACCCACAUGCCACAGGGGGCUGAAUACAAAUUUAGGAUCAUCGCCUGCAAUGCUGGUGGUUGUGGAGAAGCUGCUGAGAUUCCUGGAGUGGUUAAAGUCCAGGAGAUGCUUGAUUAUCCUGACUAUGAGCUGGAUCCUAAAUAUGAAGAGGGCUAUGUGGUCAGACAAGGUGGUGUCAUCCACCUGUCUGUACCCAUUAAGGGUAAACCCAUCCCUACAUGCAAGUGGACCAAGGAUGGUCGUGACAUCUCCCAUCGGGCCAUGAUUGCUACGCAUGAUGACAUCACUGAGCUGGUCAUCAAAGAGGCGCAUAAAGAUGACACUGGUACCUACGACUUGGUGCUGGAAAACAAAUGUGGCAGGAAGGCUGUUUAUAUCAAGGUGAAAGUGAUUGGUCGCCCAGAUGUCCCAGAAGGGCCUCUGGAAUUUGACGACAUUCAGGCCCGAUCAGUAAGAGUCAGUUGGAGGCCACCAUCAGAUGACGGUGGAGCAGACAUCCUGGGAUACAUAGUGGAAAGGCGGGAGGUACCCAAGGCUGCCUGGUAUACAGUGGAUGCUCGAGUAAUUGGGAACUCUCUAGUGGUGAAGGGCCUAAAGGAGAAUGUGGAGUACCACUUCAGGGUUGCUGCUGAGAAUCAGUUUGGUGUCAGCAGAGCUUUAAAAUCUGAAGAGUCUGUCACACCAAAGACUCCACUUUGCCCACCUGAACCUCCCAGCAACCCACCAGAGAUCAUGGAUGUUACCAAGUCCACAGUUUCUCUCUCCUGGGCCAGGCCCCGCGACGAUGGAGGCUCUCGUGUCACUGGAUAUUAUGUUGAGAGAAGGGAGGUUUCAACAGAGAAGUGGGUCCGCCACAACAAGACCCACAUCACCACCACCAUGUUCAAUGCCACUGGUCUCAUCCCUGAUGCAGAGUACAUGUUCAGAGUUGUCGCACAAAAUGACAUUGGACAGAGCGAACCUGGUCCUGCUUCUGAAUCUGUAGUCUGCAAAGAUCCAUUUGACAAACCUAACCAACCAGGAGAGAUUGACAUUGUCUCUGUCACUAAAGACUGUAUCACCAUCCACUGGCUCAGGCCUGAGCAUGAUGGUGGCAAGGAGAUCCUAGGUUACUGGAUUGAGUUCAGGCAGGCUGGAGAGAGUGCCUGGAAAAAAUGCAAUAAGGAGCGCUCGAAGGAUCGUCAGUUCACCAUGGGUGGCUUAAUGGAAGCCACUGAGUAUGAGUUUAGAGUCUUUGCUGAGAACGAGACUGGACUCAGCCGACCUCGUCGCACACCUAUGGGCAUCAAGACCAAAUUGAGUGUUGGUGAGGCUCCAGCUUUGACAGAAGACAUCCAAGAUGUAACAACUAAACUUGGCGAGUCUGGCACUCUGACCUGUGGCAUUAUUGGCAGACCUCUGCCUGAGAUUAAGUGGUACCGCUUUGGCAAGGAACUGAUCCAGAGCCGCAAGUACAAAAUGAGCUCAGAUGGUCGAAACCACUCCCUCAGCAUUCUAACAGAUGAACAGGAAGAUGAGGGCCUGUACACCUGUAGGGCAAUCAAUGAGGCUGGAGAGAUCGAGAGCAGUGGUAAACUGCGUUUACAGGCAGCUCCCCAGUUUCACCCUGGCUUUCCCCUGAAGGAAAAAUACUUUGCUGGGGCUGGCACCAGUCUCCGCCUUCAUGUCGUAUACAUUGGCCGUCCCAUCCCACAGAUCAUGUGGUUCUAUGGCAAGAAGCCUCUGAAUCCAUCUGAAAAUGUGAUCAUUGAAAACACAGAGAGCUACACCCACCUCGUGGUGAGGAAUGUUCAGAGAAAGACCAACGCUGGUCGCUAUAAGGUGCAGCUCAGCAAUUUCUUUGGAACUAUUGACACUGUGCUUCGUGUAGAAAUCCAAGACAAGCCAUGCAUGCCUGAGGGGCCCCUAAUUGUUGAAGCCCUGCUUAAGAGCUCAGUUGUCAUCAGCUGGAAGGCUCCCAAGGAUGAUGGAGGAUCAAUGAUUACCAACUACAUUGUGGAGAAACGGGAGGCCAAAGAAGGGGAACAGUGGUACCUGGUGUCCUCCUCUUUGUCUGGAACCACCUGCCGUGUCCUCAAUCUGACGGAGAAUGCUGGCUACUACUUCAGGGUUUCAGCUCAGAAUCAAUAUGGAGUCAGCGAGCCUCUAGAGAUCCCAUCAGUGGUUAUAAUCAAGAGUCCAUUUGAAAAACCUGGCAUCCCACAGCAGCCUUUCAUUAUCAGCUCCACAAAGGACUCUUGUGUUGUCUGUUGGAAGCCUCCAAGCAGCGAUGGUGGAGCUAAAAUCACAAACUACUACCUGGAGAAACGUGAGAAGAAACAGAACAAGUGGAUGUCAGUAACUACCAAGAAGAUUGCAGAGACCAACUAUGAGGUCACAGGCUUGAUUGAAGGCUUCGAGUAUGAGUUCCGUGUCAAAUGUGAGAACAUGGGCGGUGAGAGCGAAUGGAGUGAGAUUUCUGAACCCAUCAUCCCCAAGUCUGACCAGCCUCCUCGCACUCCCACAUUCAGGGAGGAGAUCAGAGACAUGACUGUCAAAUACCAUGCCAGUGCAACAUUUGUCACUAAGGUGUUGGGCUAUCCAAAGCCUGUUGUGAAAUGGUACCGUAGUGGAAAGGAGAUCCUGGCAGAUGGAACUAAGAUCAAAGCGCUGGAGUUCAAGGGAGGCUACUAUCAGCUUGUCAUCACUUCUGCUGAUGAGAAUGAUGCCACAGUUUACCAAGUCAGAGCAACUAAUUCCUCAGGAUCCAUCUCUACCACAGCCAACUUGGAGGUGGAAGUUCCUGCUAAGAUCUAUCUGCCUCAAGAGCUCCAAGGAAUGGGCGCAGUCCAUGCUGUCCGUGGUGAUCACAUCACCAUCAAGAUCCCCAUCUCUGGCAAACCUGAGCCAACAAUCACUUGGCAGAAAGGUCAGGAGAUCCUCUCCAACUCUCCUUAUCACCAAGUCAUCACCACAAGGUCUUUCACAUCCCUGGUAUUCCAGAAGGGAGUCCAGAGGAAAGAUACUGGCUACUACAUUAUUACUGCAAAGAACAGGUUUGGAAUGGACAAGCAAACCAUCGAGGUGAAUGUGGCCGACAUUCCUGAAGCUCCAAAAGGCCUUGUGGUUAGUGAAAUUGCAAGGGAUUCUAUCACUCUUGUCUGGGAGCCCCCUGUCAGUGAUGGUGGAAGCAACAUUAUUAACUACAUUGUGGAGAAGUGCCCCACCACCAGUGAUAGGUGGAUUCGUGCUGGACAAACGACUGACUGUAGUAUCACUAUCAUCAACAUAUUUGGAAAGGCCAAAUACCAGUUCCGUGUUAUUGCAGAGAACCAGUUUGGUCUGAGCCCACCAUCUGAACCAACUGAGCCUAUCACCACAAAGGAAGACAAGUCUGUAAUUAGGAACUAUGAUGAGGAAGUGGACGAAACAAGAGAAAUUACUAAAGAGGAGGCUCUUUUCUACAAGGUGAAGGAGCUGUCCUCAAAGUACAUUAUCUCUGAGGAGCUUGCUCACUGCCAGUUUGGUGUGGUUCACCGUUGUAUUGAGAUUGCCACAAAGAAAACCUACAUGGCCAAGUUUAUCAAAGUCAAAGGAACUGAUCGUGAGUUGGUUUUGAGGGAAAUUGAAGCUCUUAAUGUGGGAAGGCAUAAGAAUAUCAUCUACUUGCAUGAAUACUUUGAAAGCAUGGAGGAGAUCAUCCUUAUCUUUGAAUUCAUUUCUGGAGUUGACAUCUUUGAGCGGCUUGGCACCAGCAACUUUGAGCUUACAGAGCAGGAGAUUGUCAAGUACCUUAGACAAGUCUGCUCUGCUCUCAAGUUCCUGCAUUCCCACAACUUUGGCCACUUUGAUAUCCGCCCAGACAACAUUGUGUACACUACAAGGAAAAGUACCAACAUAAAGAUCAUUGAGAUGGGCCAGGCUAGGCUUCUGGUGCCGGGAGAAAACAUCAGAAUGCUCUUUUCAGCACCGGAGUACUGCGCCCCAGAGGUCCACCGCCAUGAUUUGGUCACAACGGCCACAGAUAUGUGGUCUGUUGGUGUUAUGGCCUAUGUUCUACUCAGUGGCCUUAAUCCAUUUGCAGCAGAGUCUACCACAAAGAUGAUUGAGAAUAUCACCAACUGUGAGUAUGUCUUCGACAGUGAAGCAUUUAAGGAUAUCAGCCUGGAGGCUAUGGACUUUGUUGACAGACUUCUUGUCAAGGACAGGAAGCUUCGUAUGACAGCCCAUGAGGCUCUGGAGCACCCAUGGCUCAAGAUGAAAAUAGAGCAUAUUAGCAACAAGGCUAUCAGGACACUGAGACACAGAAGGUACUAUCAGACUCUGGUAAAGAGGGUUGAUACUAUUGUAUCAGCAGCUCGUGUGGCCUAUGGUGGUGCUUUCAAGAACCAGAGGGGAUUGGCUGUUGGUAAAGUGAAGAUUGGAACUGAGUGCCAUGGCUUCCGUGCUGGCCCAGUCAUGCAUGCCUCAGCUGAAGAAGGUGGUUAUGCAAGAUUCACUUGCAGCAUUGCCAAGCAUGACAAGAGUACACAGGUGUCAUGGUACUUUGGUAACUGCCAGCUACACACAAGCCACAAGUAUGAGAUUACUUAUAGUAAUGGCUUUGCCAGUAUCUACGUAAAGGACAUUGAAGAAAGUGAUGAUGGUGUGUACAGAUGCAAAGUGCUGAGUGAUGAUGGAGAAGACAGUGCUUAUGGAGAGCUUUUUGUCGAGACAGUGAGGAGUAUCAAAGAGUACUAUCUUAGCCGCUCCAUCAAGAAAUUAAGGAGGAGAGUUGACAAGACUAAGCUUCUGCAGAGACCACCAGAGUUCACUUUGCCUCUCUACAACCGCACCGCUUUCAUUGGCGAAGAUGUGCGUUUUGGUGUUACUGUUACUGUGCAUCCAGAGCCUUGCAUAAUUUGGCUUAAGAAUGGUGAAAAAAUCAAGCCAGGUGAUAAUGACAGCAAGUACACGUUCACCAGUGAUAAGGGUCUAUACCAGCUCAUGAUCCAUAACCUGGACAUGACUGAUGAUGCUGAAUACACCGUUAUGGCCCACAACAAGUUUGGAGAAGACAGCUGCAAGGCCCGUCUCACUGUGGCACCACAUCCUGUGACAGAAGAAACUAUGAAGCCCAUGUUCAAACGCCUGCUGGCUAAUGUUGAGUGCAUGGAGGGACAGAGUGUCCAUUUUGAGCUCAGAGUCUCAGGUGUACCACCUCCUACUCUUAAAUGGCAAAAGGAUGGUCAUCCACUACAGUUUGGUCCCAAGGUGGUUGUCAUACAGGAGGACGUUGACUCUCAUGUCCUUCACAUUAGAGAGACUCUACUUGAGGACUCUGGUGUUUACAAAGUUACUGCAACCAACUCUGCUGGCACCGCCAGCUGUCAGGCAACAUUGAAGGUGGACCGCCUUACCUAUACAAGGAGAGAAUAUAGGAGUGAGGAAGAGAAAUACAUGCACAUACAGAAACAAAUUGAAAAGACCAACAAGAUGGCUCAGAAAAUCGUUGCUACUGAGGAGCUUGUACCGCUUAAUCCCACUGCUCAAGAAGCUCUCAAAUAUGCUGCAGAGAUUUACAAGCCAGCAGUGAGCACGAAGAAUGUCGAGGGUGAGUUUGACAUCAAAGAGGAGAAGUCAGAGACCAAGAAGUUGGAGGAGGAGAGGAGGAUCUUCAUGCCCUAUGAAAUUCCUGAGCCUGUGGUUCAUGAUCCCAGAGUUCUUGAUGAGAACAAAGGUAUCAAACUGUUUGUACCUCUGUCAGAUAUGAAGUGGUACAGAAAGCUAAAAGAUCAAUAUGAGAUUUCAGAGAGGAUGGAGAGGAUUGUGCAGAAGAGACAGAAACGUAUUCGUUUGUCCAGAUGGGAACAGUUCUACGUCAUGCCCCUUCCUAGAAUCACUGACCAGUAUAGGCCAAGAUGGCGUAUUCCAAAACUCACUCUAGAUGAUCUGGAGACUGUCAGACCUGCACGCCGCUCUCCCAGUCCUGUGUCAGAGGCGUUGUUCAGAUCUAGGAGGAGAUCUCUGGGAGACCUUAGCGAUGAGGAGCUGAUGAGAACAGAGGAAGAAGAAGGAAUGAUGUUGGAGGAUGAACUGGAGCUUGGCUUUUCUGCCUCACCUGCUGGCAGCCCUGUACGCAUUGAGCGACGUGCCAUGGAGCAUGAGGAAAGAAGGCAGGAAGGUAGACAUGAAACCGUUGAGGUUGCUGAGACAAAGAAGAAACGUACCAUCUCUCAGUAUAUGAGGAGGAGAAGGUCACUGUCACCCACUUACAUUGAGCUAAUGCGUCCAGUUUCAGAACUGAUAAGACAACCACAUGCUAGGCAUCCUGUGGAAGUAGAGGGAGAGAUUGUGGGGAGGAGGUCCCCUACCCCAGAGAGGACCCGACCACGUUCCCCCAGCCCCAUCAAGUCAGUUGAAAGGUCUUCACGCUCCUCCUCGAGGUUUGAGCGGUCUGCCCGUUUUGAUAUCAUGUCCCGUUACGAGGCCAGAAAGGCUGCUCUGAAAUCUGAAAGGAAGUAUCAGUUGGUCAGUCAGACACCUUUCAGUUUGGACCAUGCCCCGCGUGUCACUGUUAGGAUGCGUUCUCAUCGUAUCCCAGUUGGUCAAGAUACAAAAUUCACCCUAAAUGUACAAGCUAAACCAGAGGCUGAGGUCACGUGGUUCCACAAUGGAACUGCGAUCUCUGAAUCCAGUGAGAAAUUCAUCUUUACCAACAUGACUGGUGUCUUGACCAUCACUAUUCUGGACUGUCAGGAAGAGGAUAGUGGCACGUAUCGCUGUGUAUGUUCCAACUCUAAGGGAGAGGCUUCAGACUAUGCUACCCUGGAGGUGUCAGGUGGUAGCUACACAACUUUUUCUUCUCGCCGCAAGGAUGAGGAAGCUCCCAAAGCAUAUGUCCCUGAAGUCACUCGAACAGACCACUACCACAUCUCCCACUUCAAAGCUGGCUAUGCUUCACAGACCCACUUUGAGGUAGAAGAAACCAAAUCUAAGUUAACCGAAACACAUGAGGUAUUCACACAUGAGAGAUAUGGCGCCUCCUCUGAAAGGUACUCCUCUGCUGAGAGGUAUGACUCAUCUAUCAAGUAUGCUUCUGCUGAAUACCUGUCAUCUAGUUCCUCUUAUUCAUCUGACAAAUUUUCUCUGAGUGGGAAACACACCAUAUCUGAAGCUAAACUGAAAUCCUCUACCACUGCUGGUGAUGAGGAAGUUUCUGUCCAGAAGGCAAAACUUUCUCUUCCAGCUAGAAUCCUCACUAAGCCUCAGUCUGUGACAGUUGAGGAGGGAGAGACUGUCAGAUUUACCUGUGAUAUUGAUGGUGAGCCUGCACCCACUGUGACAUGGAUACAUGAGAGCAGAACCAUUGUCUCAUCCCACCACAUUCAGGUCACCACAACUCAGUAUAAAUCCAGUUUGGAAAUCUCCUCUGUGACAGCCUCCCAUGAGGGCAGUUACACAGUAGUGGUAGAGAAUUCAGAAGGCAGACAGGAAGCUCAUUUUACUUUAACCAUCCAUAGAGCAACCCCCAAGCAGGAAGUUAAAAUAGUCAAACCCCCUGAGCCAUCCGUGAAGUCACCCACUCCCAGUGUAAAGUCACCUGCACCUUCAGCCACAUCCCCUAUUCCCUCCACAACCUCUGCUGUUCCCAGUGUGAAGUCACCAGAACCUAGCACCAAAUCCAUCGAGCCUUCAGUUACAUCACCAGCUUCAAGUAUAAAAUCUCCUGAACCAAGUGCAACAUCUCCUGCUCCAAGUGUGAAGUCCCCAACACCAAGUGUGAAGUCUCCUGAACCCGAGGGGAUUAAGUCUCCUAAGACCAUAAAGUCUCCUGAACCAACUGCACCUUCUCCUGCACCGAGCUUAAAAUCACCGACUCCAGGUGUCAAAUCUCCUGAGCCUGAGGGACCUAAGUCACCACGAGGUCUAAAAUCUCCUGAGCCACGACUCAAGUCACCACCGCCAACUAAGACCCUGGGGACUGGAAAGUCACUGGAAUCUGAGGAAGUAAAAUCACCCCGGGGUAUCAAAUCUCCAGAACCUACAGGAAUCAAAAUGCCAAGAGGUGUCAAGUCCCCAGAACCUCCUGGACUCAAAACACCAAAAGGCAUCAAGUCCCCAGAACCAGCAGGCAUCAAAUCACCAAGGGCACUGAAGUCCCCUGAACCUGAAGGGAUCAAAUCACCUCCUAGAAUGAAGUCUCCUCCUCCCACCAUGUCCCCCAAGAGAGUUGUAUCUCCACCCACCGUAAAAUCCCCAAUCCCAAAACCCCCCAAGGUCAUGAGUCAGCUAACAGCAGAAGCCUGUGAGGGGUCAGUGAGGAUGUCCUGUGUUUGUGAGAGCUCCGUCAGAGAGGUGGUAUGGUAUGUGAAUGGGAGGAGGCUUUCACAAAGCAGUCGCCUAGAGAUGCACUAUUCUGAGGGUUCUUGCAGCCUUUUGAUCCAUAAUUUAACAGACAGUGAUCAGGGAGAGUACAUCUGUGAGAUGAAAUCAGAAGGAGGAGUAUCCAAGUCUUCUUUCAACUUCACUGGACAAGUGUUUCAGUCAAUUCGCAAGAAGAUUACAGCUUAUUGUGAACAGCAGCUGGGACUUCAAGAAUCAGUAUUGAUGAGUCAAAAGGAGUCAUCGUCAUCCUUGAGUUCAUCGGUGAUGAUGAAGAAAGAAAUCCAUACAAUGGAGGAGUCGUCUGCCUUUUCUUCUACUUCCCAGCAGGCAGUGAUGUCAUCCAUGACGGAUUCCCGCUCCUUCAGCAGCAUGGCAGCUGAAAUGAAGUUUGAGACCAUGUCCAUGUCCAGCAUGUCCUCCGUGUCAUCUGAGGCAUAUGCCAUGAGCUCCAGUAGCCUCAUGGAGAUGGCCUCCCACAUGGAGGGAUCACUUAGAGCUCUUGGUUCUGCUCCAAGGAUUGAAGCUCUGCCAGAGGACAUCAGCAUUGAGCCUGGCAAAGUCCUGACAGUCGCCUGUGCCUUCUCUGGUGAUGCCAGACACAUUGAGUGGUCGCACGACGGCAAAAGGAUUGAGUUGACUGCUGCCGGACGCUUCCAUAUUGAGACCACUGAGGACUUGACCACGCUCAUUAUCACUGGGGUGAAGAAGGAGGAUGCUGGAAGCUACACCCUCAAACUGUCAAAUGAGCUGGGAUCUGAUACAGCAACUGUUCACAUUAGUAUUCGAUCGGUGUAAGGAAAAAAAAACAACUCUUCAAAACUUCCCCUUUUUCCUUUUCUCAUGCGUUUUUAUUUAAUCAAGCAAAAGAAUCUACUUGAUAAAGAUCUGGAUUUCUGUUCUUGUAAAUAUGAACUAUUUUUGUAACUAUCUUGACAUUAAUUUUUGCCAAACUAGACUAAAGUCUAAAGGUGUUAUAAAAUGUACCAUAUUGGAUAACUGUGACUUAGGAUUUUUGAUCCAUUAUUCUGUGACAUGUACAUAAUGUAUAUAGCCGAAUUUACCGGUUAUGGGAAGUGUAUGCAUUGUUAUUUAUGACAAUAAUAUUAACUAAAACAAAAUGAAACUGUAUAUGGUUUAACAGGAGAAAGUUCCAACAGGAACGAAUACUCUGUUAAACUAAGAAACUAAACUUUGUGCCUCAACGAUAAGUUGAAGUCUUAAGAUUGCCUCAACAGGUAGAGAGGCUCCCUGUUGAUGUUAACUCAAUCAGAGACAAAACUAUGAAUACACUGCUUUAGAGAGCAGUGCAUUAGCAUUGUGAAAGCAGUGUGAGAUCCUGAAUGCUGUUUGCAUUUACCCUCAUGUAAGCAGGAUGACUGGACCUCGCACUCCGACUGAUUCUGUCGUACUGCUAUUUCACUGACGUGCUCAGAGUGCAAGCGGCCUGCACUCCCUGAGCACAAGUGUUUCUUUUAUAUUUUGUGCUCUGCAUCUGGCAAACAACCACUGAUGAGACUUUUCACUUGUACCACCAACCUGGCCAAUCACUUUAAAUAAGAGUCCCUCCUGUGCUUGUUUGCAGAAACAGAGCUGUCUCUCGGAGGUAUGCAGUGUGUUUGUGUGCUAGUUUUUAGAAGUUCACCUGUCAGUCAAGGUGGGUGCGGCAAAGCAGAUGUAUGAAACCACCUACUGCUGCGUUCAACAACAAGUCCCACAUGUCGCCCUGCAGUUUAAGGGUUUGAUUGAAGUUUGAGUUGUAGUUUUGACUAUUUUCGCACCCUCCUUGAGUCUUUCCUCCAGUUAUUUCUUUAAUAAAGCAUGAUUAUCAGCACUACA
Messenger RNA from Maylandia zebra (zebra mbuna), 87338 nucleotides. The record is from RefSeq and is a predicted model, not a curated record. Lineage: Eukaryota; Metazoa; Chordata; Actinopteri; Cichliformes; Cichlidae.